GGGGCAGGGAGGAGAGGGAGCAGGCUUUCAAAGGCAGCGCCGAGGUCCGCUCAGGGUGCCCCCCGGGUCUGCUUCGUGCCAGCCAGGUCCUCUCGGCGUGCUCUCCAUUCCUACUCGCACGGACAGCUCUCCCCUCCACCGACUGCCGCCAUGGAAGCCAUCAAAAAGAAGAUGCAGAUGCUCAAACUGGACAAGGAGAACGCUCUGGACCGGGCGGAGCAGGCCGAGGCAGAGCAGAAGCAGGCGGAAGAGAGGAGCAAGCAGGUGGGCAGCCGCUGGGCUCGGCUGUGUGUGCUGGGGGGCGGGGAGGAGCUUUGUGGUAGGGUCCUGGAUUCGAAUUCUGACUUAGCUCAUCACGGAUACCCUCAAGUCAACUGGUCUGGUUUCUGUUUCCCCCAGGCAUAGUUCAGGCAUAGCCAAACUUGGCCCUCCAGAUGUUUUGGGACUACAAUUCCCAUCAUCCCUGACCGCUGAUCCCGUUAGCUAGGGACGGUGGGAGUUGUAGUCCCAAAACAGCUGGCGGGCCAAUUUUGGGCAUGCCUGCUCUAGAUGAUCCUUGUGGUCCCUUCCGACUUCUGUGAUUCGGUGGUGUCUGGCGCUGAUGGGAACUGGAGUCCAGAAACAUCUGGAGUGAUACGGAUACAUCCCCGCUUUAUAUCUCUGGAGGUGCAUUUCACAUGUGGUCCCUGAUGGGUUGGAACAGGGCUGGCUUGCAAGUGGGGAUCUUGCAGCCCUCCAGAUGUUGAGGAACUACGAAUCCCAUCAUCCCUGACUGUUGGCCACCACAGCUGAUAGACCCUGGCAUCCAACAACACCAGUUUUUGCUUCGGCUUCAAAAAAAUAAAAUUGAAAAAUUAAAAAUUGGGCUGUUCUCCAUUUUCAAACUAGGGACGCGGGUGGCGCUGUGGGUAAAACCUCAGUGCCUAGGACAUGCCGAUCGCAUGGUCGGCGGUUCGAAUCCCCGCGGCGGGGUGAGCUCCCGUCGUUUGGUCCCAGCUCCUGCCCACCUAGCAGUUCAAAAGCACCCCCAAGUGCAAGUAGAUAAAUAGGUACCGCUUUAUAGCGGGAAGGUAAUGGCGUUUCCGUGCGCUGCGCUGGUGCUGGCUCGCCAGAGCAGCUUCGUCAUGCUGCCCACGUGACCCGGAAGUGUCUGCGGACAGCGCUGGCUCCCGGCCUCUAGAGCGAGAUGAGCACGCAACCCCAGAGUCGGACACAACUGGCCCGUACGGGCAGGGGUACCUUUACCUUUACUUUUACCAUUUUCAAAGCAGCAAUUUCUUAUUUGGUUUUCAUAAAUAUGGGAUCAAUGGAAAGUGGGACCUAAAAAUUUGGGGUUUCUGUUGAAAAGACAACUCACACAGAGAAAUGAAUAGCCUUAAAUGAGGUCAUGGCCAUUUAUAUCAAUGGGUCUAGUCUGAGUAGGGCUGUCACUGGCUACAUACAGGCUACGGUUUCUGCCUGAGACUGGACCACAAGGUCCUAUUGACAACUAAGCCUCCAGCAUUCCUUUUAAAUUGCAGAGUUCCAUCCUGGAUCAUGUGAACUAACCUCUGCAGAGGAGCCCCUGAGCAUGUGCAGAGUGCUUGUCCAUCUAAUGUUUGCCUGAGGUCCCCUUCCCUUAAUUCCAGGUUGGCUCUGAUGGUGGUUACCCACUGGCAAGAGAAUUGCACUCUGCAUAUGUACAGAGGGCCUUUCCCCUUGAGUUAGCACAACUCACAGCUCACAUCCCUGUGGGUGUCAGAUGGACCAGCCACUGUGUGCCCCCGACUUGAUCAGCAGCAUGGGGGAAAUGCACUCUGUGUAUGCUCAGAGAUAUGGCCGACCGUCCACUGAAAAGACCCCCAAAGCCAAAUUCCUGAUCUGAAAAUAGUUGCAGGGAGUCCUCAUCGCUCAGCAGUACAGGAAGAGGCCUCUGCGUACAUAUAUUAUUUAUUUAUUGCAUUCAAUAGCAGGGACCAGGAAUUUUGUUCGGACUGCCUUUUUUUUUGAGGCCAAAAGGGCUUUACACUCUUUUUUGAUUUUGAAAUAAGAUGGAGGUAAGUAGUUUAAUCCAGCGUUUCUAUAGGCCAAAGAAGUGUUCCUUAAGCGUCCCUACCAGGACAGACUUUGCUCGUGUGCUCAAGACAUCGAUUCCAUAAAUCAUAUUUUGUUGCAUUGUGCAAAAUAUGAGCAGGCCAGGGCUCAACUGAUACUACCCUUGCUGGUACCUUUCCCGGGAAAAUCAGAGGCUCACUAUGUCAGGUUCCUACUGGAAGACCGGACAAAAGCUAGAACGUUAGCAGUGGCAAAGUUUUUAUUGGUGGUUGCAAGAACAAAUGAGCCCUAUAUUCUAAACAAAAUACUUGAUUCACCUGGAGGUAGGCUGUAUGAAUUGUGUAUUGAUUUGUAAUGAUUUGUUGGGUCUCUGGACUGUAAUAAAGAUUGAUUGAUUGAUUAUUUCUUGCAUUUAUAUAUCCCACCUGUUUCUCCACGAACCUCAAGGUUGUGUAAAUGGUUAUUGCCUUCCACAUUUAACAAUAACCCUGCGAGGUAGGUUAGGCUGAGAGGCAGUGAGUUGCAGUGGUUAACCCCCAGCACAGACUAAACCUUCGCACUCACCUCUCCUUACCUGUGUCGGUGGGUUUUUUGAUGAGUUUAUAGGAACGGAGAAAGAAGGUGAGGAUGAUGGAGGGCAGAAAGAAUCUGGGACCGGCUUGGCUCCUUUCUCCAGAGAGUUCCAGUUUCACAUUCCUUAUGCUUGACAAAGUCUUGGCAAACAAAGGAAGGAAGGACUGGGUGGGUGGGUGGCGUUGCUGCCUACCCACCCCGUGAUCAGGAUGGCUUCAGGGUGACCAAACAGCUGACAAUAGGGGAGAGAAAGGGGGCAUGUGAGGAUGGGCGUAUUAUAUUCUGCAUUUCCAGACAGGACUGAGAUUCCCCAUCACACACAGCAGGGAGCUGGGUUUGAACAGAAGAGCGUCCUGGGGGGGGUGUCAAACCAAAGCAUCCUGCACCCCCCCUCUCCUACACAUCCGCCAGUCAGAUGCCUCCAGGAAGCCCACAAGUGGGGCAUGAGAGCAACAGCGCCUCCAGGGGGCUUGUUCUCAGAAUCGAGGAUGCAAAGGUAGACUGCCACUGUAGGUGGAGGUUUUGCAUUGCAUCCCAGACUACUCCAGCUCAGGUUAGAACCAUUGAAGUUAAUGGUUCUUUCCUUCCACUCUGCCACUGCCCUCUCUCUGCGAAACCAUCUCUCUCUCACAGCUCAGUCGGCAGAGCGCGGGGCUCUUAAUCUCAGGGUUGUGUGGGUUCGAGACCCGCAUUGGGCAGAAGAUUCCUGCAUCUCCCUGAGUCAUUUUAUUUUCAUCCAGGAUUCAUUCUCUAAGGUGUGCAAGCUAACCCCUUGGAAGGGAAGGGAAUAACGUGGUGCUGAGCUUAGAAAAUACAGAAAGACAAAUACAGCGGUACCUCGGGUUAAGUACUUAAUUCGUUCCGGAGGUCUGUUCUUAACCUGAAACUGUUCUUAACCUGAAGCACCACUUUAGCUAAUGGGGCCUCCCGCUGCCACCGUGCCACCGGAGCACGAUUUCUGUUCUCAUCCUGAAGCAAAGUUCUUAACCUGAAGCACUAUUUCUGGGUUAGGGGGUUAUGUAACCUGAAGCGUAUGUAACCUGAAGCAUAUGUAACGCGAGGUAACACUGUAUGACCGUCUUAGGGCCUGGAUCCCCUAUUCCAACCCUACCGCUAGCAAAAUACUUUUUUUUUCUUUUCUCAAUUAGAGAAUAUGUAAUAUCCUGCGGGGGGGGGGGGGUUGGACUAGAUGACCCCUCCAAAUCUGCCAUUCUGUGAUUCUGCUAUUCUUUCUCCCUGUCCCACCCCCUUUUUCUUCCAUGUUUUCACCUCCUUGCCAUCCUCUUGCAACAAGACCCCGGUGGCCACAUCCAGAGGGCCUAAAAGCUUCCCCAUCUCCAAUUCUGGCAUUACAAGAUAGAGUGCCUCUGGACAUGGAGGUUCUCUCUUAGCCACACGGGUGAAUCGCCACCGGUUAUACAUCCACAAAUCUGCCUACUUUUUAAAAAACUGGCCUGUAAAUAUUCAGGUCAUACACAAACCAUAUGUUUAAAAGCACUCUUAUAAUACUUGACCAUAGCUGUCAACCUUCCCUUUUUUUGCAGGAAAUUCCCUUAUUCCUGCGCCGUUUCCUGCUGCUUCCCGCUGCUAUCCCGGAUUGUUAGAUAUCCCAUAGACUGUCCCCGGGACAUGUGAGGCUGCUGAUCCCUUACAGUGGUACCUCGGGUUAAGUACUUAAUUCGUUCCGGAGGUCCGUUCUUAACUUGAAACUGUUCUUAACCUGAAGCACCACUUUAGCUAAUGGGGCCUCCUGCUGCUGCCGCACCGCCGGAGCACGAUUUCUGUUCUCAUCCUGAAGCAAAGUUCUUAACCUGAAGCACUAUUUCUGGGUUAGCGGAGUCUGUAACCUGAAGCGUAUGUAACCUGAAGGGUAUGUAACCCGAGGUACCACUGUAUUUUCAAAUCUGAAAGUUGACAGCAAUGUACUUGACGAGCUGUGGCUUCCCACCCACCCCAAGAAUCCUGGGAACUGUAGUUUGUUAAGGGAGCUGAGAGGGGUUAGGAGACCCUUAACAAUCUACGGUUCCCAGGAUUCUUUGAAGGAAGCCACGAUCUUUAAAGCAGAAUACAAGCUCUUUCAAUGUGUGCUGCGUAUGCGACUAGGUUGCUCAAGCCGGUUUGCGAUGCAGCCAGCUCUGCUAUCGGGCAGUCCCAUCUGGAGCAAACGUCUGUUAAAAUAAGGACUUGUGUUCCUACACGCCCAGGUUAGACUGGAUAUGAAAUGGGGGGAAGAAAAGGGUUUUGUCGGGAGGAGGAAUGUCUAGGACGCCGGAGAUUGCGUGUUGUUUUGACCUUGCCUGGAGGCAGGGCAGAAGAGAUCGAGUCAUGUUUCGUGUCUAUUCAGGCUGGAAGAGCAAAGGGAAUUUAGAAAUGGGGAAUCUCUCUAUCUGCACUUUGAGAAGCCUCUCAUGGUAUCCUUUUAAGGCGAUGAGGAACUAUGGCAGGGAGGCGGGGGUAGAGAGGGAGAGAGGAACACCCGAAUCAGUUGCAUAAACUGGACAUUAUUGUAUAAAGUCCCUUCCACUCUGUUUGGCCGCAGAACCCUCUGAAAGGAACACAGUGCUGGACAUUUAAAGUGUGGUGUAGUGGUUAUAGGGUCGGACCGGAACCUGGGAGAGACCAGGGUUCGAAUACCCCAUUUGACCAGUAUAUCUGAAGGAGUGUCUCCACCCCCAUCGUUCUGCCUGGACACUGAGGUCCAGCGCCGAGGGCCUUCUGGCGGUUCCCUCGCUGCAAGAAACCAAGUUACAGGGAACCAGGCGGAGGGCCUUCUCGGUGGUGGCACCUGCCCUGUGGAACGCCCGCCCACCAGAUCUCAAAGAGAACAACAACUACCAGACUUUUAGACGACAUCUGAAGGCAGCCCUGUCUAGGGAAGCUUUUAAUGUUUGAUGCAUUACUGCAUUUUAAUAUUGUGUUGCAAGCCGCCCAGAGUGGCUGGGGAAACCCAGCCAGAUGGGUGGGGUAUAAAUAAUAAUAUAUUAUUAUUAUUAUUAUUAUUAUUAUUAUUAGCCGUGGAGCAUGCUGGUUGUGAGCUCGGGCCUAGCUGCUCGCUUGCAGCCUGACCCACAUUUCAGGGUUGUUGUCCAACCUCUCGCAAUACAAGAAUCACAGCUAAAUCAAUUAGCGAAGCUUCUGCUGUUGUGGCUGACACGGAAAUGCGGAUAAACUUAAUUCUGGGGAGAAACGAGAAACCAAACGGGACAGAUUUGGCCCUUCUUCCUCAGCGUUCAAGGUUCUAGGCCUCAAGAAGGACUGCGGACGUAUGGUAAACGCUACCUCCCCUUUCAUUUUGCAGCUGGAAGAUGAAUUAGCCGCCAUGCAGAAGAAGCUGAAGGGGACGGAGGACGAACUGGACAAAUAUUCAGAGGCUCUCAAAGAUGCGCAGGAGAAGCUGGAGCUGGCGGAGAAGAAGGCUGCUGACGUAUGUAUGGGUCUGGGGUGGAGGGACGCCCCUCUCUGAAUUUGUGCUCCCUAAGUAGGACUGUUUAUUCACCCAGCACUUUCGCAGGGCCAAACCACGUGGCUCGAAUGGCUGUGGGUCCUGCUGGGCAAAGGGCAGUCCCCUGUUUCAACCAUAGCUGUCAACCGUCCCUUAUUUGGCGGGAAACCCCCUUAUCCCAGCACCGUGUCCCGCUGCUGUCCCUUAUUGAUGAUGUCUCUUAAAUUUCCCAGGUAUCAAAAGUAGCAGCUCCUCUCCCUCCCUCCCUGCUGGCCAGGGAGGAGGGAGGCUCCAACUGUGUUGCUUGGCUGCGUUGCUCACCCAGUAAGGAGUCUAAGGACGACUGGGGGGUGGAGCUUGCAUGCCUUGUGCCGAUCAAAUCAGCCGCGUUGCCUGGGGACUCGCCUUUGCUCAGCGCUUCCCAGCGGAGAGGUGACGGCGGUUUUCCUUGCUGCAUCCCCUUUGCUGGGUUGCUGCACUGUGGGAACCACCGCUUGAGGCUUCGUUUGGCUGCUGGCUGGGCUUUCUGCCUUUGGCUUGGAGGGGCUCAGAAGUUGAACAUCCCUGUGCUCUGAAAAUCCCUUAUUUUGGCAGCUGAUCCCUUAUUUUCGAGGCUGCUGGUCCCUUAUUUUCAAAUCUGUAAGUUGACAGCUGUGGUUUCAACAGAGGCUGAGCCACUGGGGCGAAUGGGGCACUGCCCCAUAAACCUUGCUCUGCCUUUGGCCUGCCCCUCUCUUACUUGCAAGGGUGAGAGGGAGGUGGUCCUGUCUGACAUUUUUCUCCUUUUUCUUAGUCUCAGGGUUGCUCCUUCCAGAGCUCCACAGGGAGGAGAAGGAUGGGGGCAAAGUUAGAAUUAGUGGGCUCUGCCUGUCAUUGGCUCUGGCGCCACCUACUGUCAGGCUCCCCAACUUCUACCGUACCAGCUCCAAUGGGCACCAACUUUGCCUGUCCUUGAUUUUGAAGAGCUGCCUGGCCCCAAUUUGGGAUGAACGCUAAAGGACCUUAAGAAAGGAGGGCAGGGGAGACCCUUCUUAUGUCCAUUAUGUUAGGGGGAAAUUGAUUUGGGGAAAAUGUCUGUAUUAUAGGAAAUUGCUCACAAAAAUGUAUAUUUUAAGAGAAAUGCGCAUUAAAAUGCUGGUUUUUCUUUUUAAAAAAUUGCUAACUGACGUGGAAAUGUGGAGAAACAGACAUAAGAUAUGCAAAAUGAGAAAUGGAGAAGAACCAAAAUAGAUAGGUUUGCCCAUCUCCACCCUGAGGACAAAUCGACCCGGAAGCCACACAGUGCCAGGGUGUGAAAUGAGCUGGCAAGGAGAUUGACCCCCCCCCCCAUUUCCCGGCCUCUUGACAGGAAAGGCAGAAAGUGUGGGGAGCGGAAAGCGAGGGAAAAGGAAACACUCGGGUUCUGAAAAUAACCUUAUCUUUUCCAGCAAACGUUGCGGUUAGGCUCACCAAACCGCUGCUGACUUUUGCACAACGCCAGGAGCUACCCGGAGAACCAACUGUCCCCGGCUGGGUCUUUCCCCAGCAAUGUCUAUGCUUAAAAGCUCAAACACAGCUCCACGGUUGCCCACAGUGCUUAACUUACCAUCUAACACCGGGAACGCUAUUAGUAUCAUCAACAGCUGCUCGCCUGUGGCGACCAACGAGAGAAUUCAGGUGAACAAGCAGGCAGGUGUUUGCCAAAGAGAGUCUCCUUCGCUUUCUUUUAGAGCGGGGGGGGGGAAUCUCAUCUGUGGCCCUUCAGGCUACUCCAUCUGGCCCUCGGGAAACUCCCCAAGCCAUAGCGCCCUCACGAGCCGAGCUCUGCAGCCUCCCUGAGUGUUUUAGCCUGGGUGGAGCGUGUCCUUGAACGCCUCAAUCUUUGAGGAGUCCAGCAGCAUCUGGAGGGCACCAGGUUGGGGAUGCUUCUUUCCCAUUUUCUCAUAAUCUCUGUCCUAAACUAACGGGAAGGGAUGCAGCUCAGCAGUAGAGCAUUUGCCUUGCAUGCAAAAGGCCUCAGGAUCAAUCCUUGUCAUCUCCAGGGACUCUCGAUUUGAAGACUGGGACAGCCAGUGCCAGUUUGUAGACCAGGGGUGGGGAACCACAAGCUGGGGGGGGGCAAAUGCGGCCCUCCAGGCCUCUCUAUCUGGCCCUUCACUGGCCCUGUUUCACCCGCCUGCCCUGAGCAUUUUUGCCUGGCUGGGGCAUGUCCUUGAACUCCGAUCCUGCUUUUCCACACAGAGGACAGAGAGGGGUGUGUGACUAUGUGUACAAACCGGCCUACUUUUGCCUCUGGCCCUGCCCUCUGCCGGCAUGUGGCCCUUGGAAAGUUCCCCAUAAGGGGAAUGCGGCCCUUGAGAACCAGCAUGCCUGCUGUUGACAAUAUUGAGCUGGGUGAACUGAUGGCCCGAGUUGGCGCCAGACCAUUCCUGUAAAUGGGGAGAUGGACAGAGAACGUUGCUUGCCCAGGUCAUUGAGAAAUUCUCCUUAAAAGUGGAUUAUCUCAUGCACGGGAUGCAACUGGAAACUCUGAGUCACUUAGGAAAGGGUUCUGCCUCAAACCUGCCCCAAGAUUGACAGGCGGGACUUUGGGAUAAGUGGAAACCCAACCGGCCCUCUCCCGCUAAUGGCCGGGGAAGAGCUGGGAAAGUUAUGCAGUUCCCCACCAGCCUGCCCCACACUCCCUAUUCCUUGCAUUGUUGGUGGCAGUCUCUAGGAAAACAAUGGCGUCGAGUUUCUCCCCGAGCGAAGGUUGGCCCCAUCCGUCAAGCGGCUAAGGGCUGUCAGCGCCCGGAGCAGCUGCCACUUGGCAUUCGGAGGGGAUUAUCUGUACAGAUUUAUCGCCUAUGGGUGGGGGGGAUUGACGGACAUUUGAGCUUUUGCCACCUCCUGCCACCUAUCGCUUCCUUUUCUGGAGCCUGCUUGGUGGGGCAGAGUAAGAACCAGGGCUCCCCCGCCCAGCCUGAUCUCAGGUCUGGUACCUCUCAGGUGGGUGCCGUUGCCAUUCUAAGAGAACAAGGGAGAAGUUCGUGGUGAUCUCCGGCACCUCUUUUUCUAGAAAAAUAGCACUGGGAACAACAUAAGAGGAGCCCUGCUAGAGCGUGACACUGGUCAGCAUCCUGUGGCCAGAUUCUUUCAGGUAGCCCAUGGGACUACUAAUAUAUGCUGCUCAUCUGACUGGGUUGCUGCUCCUGGCGGCUUCCAACAAAAUAUUGAAACACACCAAAAUAUCUAACAUUAAAAACUUCCCUAAACAGGGCUGCCUUCAGAUGUCUUCUAAAAGUCAGAUAGUUGCUUAUCUCCUUGACAUCUGAUUGGAGGACGUUCCACAGGAAGGGCGCCACUACCGAGAAGGCCCUCUACCUGGUUCCCAGUACCCUCACUUCUCAUAGGGAGGGAACCACCAGAAGGCUCUUGGCGCUGGAUCGCAGCGUCCGGGCAGAACGAAGGGAGUGGAGACGCUCCUUCAGGUAUACUGGACUGAGGCCGUUCAGGGCUUUAAAGGUCAGCACCAAGACCUUGAAUUGGGCUCAGAAACUGGGAGCUAAUGUAGAUCCUUUAGGACCAUUGUUAUAAAGUCCUGGUGGCCGCUCCCAGCCGCCAGUCUGACAGCCGCAUUCUGGAUUAGUUUAGUUUCCGAGUCACCUUCAAAGGUAGCAUGAAGGCAAGAGCACUCCCUCACGGUAACCUAUGUUCCUAUAAACAUACAAAGAUAAGGAUUGGACCCUGCCCUGACACCCCAGAAAGCCACCACCAGUCAGUGGAGACCGUACUAAGCUAGAUGAACCAAUGGUUUGACUAGGGUGACUUUUUAUGUUCUCUAUAAGAAGUUAGGGAAUUAGAGAGUGGAGGGAUGGCCCUUUCUCCAAAUUAAAUUUGGAAACAUCUAACAUAAGAAGGGGACGCAGGUGGCGCUGUGGAUUAAACCACAGAGCCUAGGACUUGCCGAUCAGAAGGUCGGCGGUUUGAAUCCCCACGAUGGGGUGAGCUCCCGUUGCUCAGUCCCUGCUCCUGCCAACCUAGCAGUUUGAAAGCACGUCUAAGUGCAAGUAGAUAAAUAGGUACUGCUCUGGCGGGAAGGUAAACGGCAUUUCCAUGCGCUGCUCUGGUUCGCCAGAAGCGGCUUAGUCAUGCUGGUCACAUGACCUGGAAGCUGUACGCCGGCUCCCUCGGCCAGUAAAGCGAGAUGAGCGCUGCAACCCCAGAGUCGGCCACGACUGGACCUAAUGGUCAGGGGUCCCUUUACCCUUUACCUUUAACAUAAGAAGAGCCUAGCUGGUGAAACAGGUCAAUGGCCCAUCUAGUCUUGAAUCUUGUUCUCACAGCAGCCAAUCAGAUGCCCCAAUGAGAAGCUCAAAAGCAGGACUUGAGCACAAGAGCAGCUCUCCCUUCCGGUAUUUUGCCUCUGACUUUGGAGGCAGAACAUAGCCAUCAGGCUUUGUGGCCACUGAUAGUCUCACUAUUCUCAAUGGAUUUGUCUAAUCCUCGUUGAAAGCAAUUCAAAUUGGUGGCCGCCAGUGGAUUGGGGCAUGAGAAAGUGUAUGCUGCAGUACUGGGCAAAUUUUAGGGGGUAGUUUGUGCCUCGGGGCUGCAUCUUUGCAUGGGUGCCCUUCUACUGGCCCAAGGUCACCCAGUGAGUUUCAUGACUGAGCAGGGAUUUAAACCCUGGUCUCUCCCAGGGCCUAGUCCCAAAUUCCUAUGCCCCACAAAUAACCCAGAGAUGCAUUUUAAAUAAAAGCACACAUUCUACUCAUGCAAAAACACCAGGCAGGCCCCACAAAUAACUCAGAGAGGCAUCUUAAAUAAAAGGACACAUUCUAAUGUAAAAACAUGCUGAUUCCUGCACCUUCUGCGGGCCGGACUGAGAGGCGAUUGGGCCACAUCCGGCCCCCGGGCCUUAGUUUGCCUACCCAUGGCAUGGCCUAGUCCAACACUCAAACCGCUACUGCCCACCGGCUCAUUACUGACGACGCAACAGCAGUGCAUCUGUAGCCGAUUUAUUCUGGCUCACAGAUCCUCCAAGUGCCUCCAUUUUCCAAGGACAGUCCCAGAUUUACAGACGCUGUCCCAGUUUUUUAUUUGAUCCCAGAAUGUCCCGCCUUUCCUUAGGAUGGCCCUAUUUUCAUCGGAGAAAUGUUGGAGGGUAUGGAGCUAUGCAACCCCUGAGCCUUUAGGAAACAUCUGAAGGCCGUAUAGGGAUUUUUUUUUUAAAUUUAAAAAAUAUUUUUACAUAUGUUGGAAGCCGCCCAGAGUGGCUGGGGCAACCCAGUUGAAUGGGCAGAGUAUAAAUAACAAAAGUAUUAUUAUUAUUAUCAUUGUGGAAUAAGACGUCCCUAUUUUCAUCGGAGAAAUGUUGGAGGAUAAUCUCCACAUUGUUCUGCUUUAUUCUGAGAUGCUUCCACAUUAUCUUGGGGUUGGGGGUUCUUUUGCUGUAGCCAGAAUAUUUGUGGUACAGUAUAAAAAUUUAGAGGAUUUCAGCACGAUGGUAUGGGACCCAUUGGAAACAAAGCAGCGUGUCCGUACCAAAACUCUUGCAGGGGACGAAUAGUUUUGAAAGCGGGAUCGCGCAUGACUGCUGUGAUAGCAUCAUGAGCACAAAUACUCAUGAAUGCACAAUGAACAGGACAUGGAAGGGUCUCAGAUCAUUGAUUCCCCCUCCACCUUGUUUCGGCUAGUUCCUGCCUCCCCACAUGUGCCCAGCAGAGGGGGCCAGAGAACACAUCCCUUUCUCCACAGUUACUGAGGAAAAGGUCCUUCAAUCCCAUUAAGCAGCCCAGGAAUUUAAAUAUGGAGUGCUUGGGCUGGUGGGGUUUCGUUCUCUGAGAUCUGCUGCACAGUACUGGCUGGCUGUCAACACAUGGGAGGAAGGCCCAAGAAGAAACAUUAGCUGCGAGUUUCUUGAGCGGCCUAACCACUUCAACGCCCCAUAGGGGGGCUCCAGGAGGGUGAGAGUAACCUCAGAAGCCCGGUCUCGGUGCCAAGGAAUGCUCAGCACUCCUUGGGUGCUAAUUGCAAAGUCAGGAUCAGUAUGCUGACCCCGCUGGAAGGAGGAAGGAGGAAGGAGUGACGGGUGCCAAAAAGGCUUUGCGGGAGAGAUUCCCGAGACUUCCUCCAACCGACUCCAGAUGGCUGCUCAUCCCCCAGGCCGAUUUACGGCUGAAGGGCUAAAUUGAGACGCUGGGGGGGGGGGAGGUGGAGAGAGGCAGACACCUCAAGGAAGGAAUGCUAUGUGCCCCCCACACAUACCCCUGAAGGCUUGGUUAGCUAUGGGCCAACCUUUUAGAAAAUGAAAUAAAAUCAAAAUUCUGCAUCACUAAUGCAUGCUCAGCAACAAUAGUUGAAUUCUGCACCCUGGGUAUGUUAUGCAAAUGUGAUUUGCACAAUUUAAUCUGUUUUGCAUAACUUAUUCUGAUUUUUUUCAAAGCUACUAUUGCAUAAUUACCCCCCUCCCAUUUUCUAGUAUAGUGAAGAAGUUGCAAGGAGCUAUGUGAAGCGCUGCCCUCUGACAUCUGGGACUCUUCAGGUUCAAACCCACCAUUUCCCCAAGCAUAUCUUCACAGAACAAUAAGGACUAGUAACUUUUUAAAACUUUUUUUAAAAAAAGUUCCAAGGAAGGUGAAUCUUGCUCCUUCGUUGUCAGAGGCAGUGUGCUUCUGGAUACCAGGUGUUGGAAACAGAAGGAGGGUAUUAUUUGUAGUUUCCAAGUCACCUUCAAAGGUAGCCCCAUGUAGAGCACAUUGCAGUAGUCCAAGUGGAACAUAACCAGAGCAUGUACCUCUGAUGAGACAGUCUCAGCCGGUGUACCAGAUGGAAUGGGUAGACAGCUGCCCUGGACUCAGAAAUGACCUACUCCUCCAAAAUUACUCCCGGGCUGCACAUCUGGUCAUUUAGGGGUAGUGUUAACCCAUUCAGAACCAGGGAAUCCCCCCCCCCCCGCUUGUCUCUCCCCUGUCCCCUGGAAACAGUGUUUCUGUCUUGUCAGGAUUCAACCUCAAUCUGUUAGAUGGUACCAGUGUCUUGACUAGUCCAUCUAGCACUUUGUGUGCUCCUAUUUAAAUCAGCCUUUUUCUUGAAACGAUAAGAACUAGAAUCUUGCUUUAUUUAUAGCGGGAAAGACCAUAAUUCAGUGGCAUGUCAAAACUCCCGGGUUCAAACUCUAGCAUCUCAUGGUAGGGGUGGGGAAGACUCCCGUGUGAAACCCCAGAAAACUGCUGCUAGGCAUUACAAUGAGUGUAACAUAGCUUCCUAUGUUGCUUCAAUGGCUGCUAGCUCUGAUGGCCGUGCCAUUCUUCUGCACUCAGAGGCAGUAAGGCUUCUGACUGCCAGUCAGAGGGGGACUGGCUCCUGUGUGUGGGUCUUGCUUGUGGGUUACCCAUUGAGACCAUCUGGAAGGCCAUUGUGAUGGAUGAUGGACUAUGUGGAACACUGGCCCAAUCCAGUAGGUUCUUCUUAUGAUUCCAAGGCUGGAGGCCUAGACAGACGUUUGGUCUGAUCCAACAGAACUUUUUACCUUCUCAGGUUCUUAUUCACAAUUCCAUUCCCAUCCUCAAGAUACUGAAUCCGGAUUUUGAAACGGGAGUGUCACCCGGCUGUUUAAGUUAUUUCGUGUUUCAUUUUAGUCUUGCGCAUGGAGACAGAAGUGGGAUCAAGCCUGCGCCGUUCUUGUCUGCUGAACCGAAAACUCUCCUUAUUAGUUCUCAGCCAGGAAAGGCCUGCAGAGUUUGAUAAGGGCGCUUCUACACAACUCUUUCUGACUAGCAGGGUGGACAGCGUGCUCUAAAACCGGCUGCAUUGCCUUGUUCCAAGGGAAACGGCAUACAAAUUAGAGCUGGAUGUUCCCGCGGUGCCUUGACGCACCAGGCAAAUGCCACUUGGUCAAAUAUGUGUAACCCACAGCCAUAACUGGCAGCAAAGCCAUCUGGAAACUAGAGUCUCAGAUCUUCCAUUGAUCAGGGAAAGGGGGAGCAGGCUUGUAAGAGGGUGAUGUAUGUGUGUGCAUGCGUGCGUGAGUGAGUGAGAAGAAAGACCUCACUGGAAUGGAAUGUUUCCCAGCCUUGCUUCAUCUCCCAGUAAAAAACCCCAGAUGCUGUUUUGCAAAGGUUGAGUUUGGCUCUCUUGUGCCCAUAUAUGUACCUAGCUGUCCUUGCAGUCUUCAGGCCUAGGCUCCUAACUCCCCCCCCCCCUUCCUUUAUGGUAGCAGAUCUGCCAACAUGCAGGAGUGGAUGGGAAAGGUCAGAGGAAUUAGUAAGGCCAAAAAGUUUUUUUAAAAAACUGUGUGUGUGUGAUGGUUAGCACAUCAUGCUUUGGGAGAGUGUUCCGCUGAAGCCUGUUAGGGAUGGGGAAGAAAUUCAAUUCAGUUCGCGUUUAAACACUGUAACUCGUGGGUGUCCAAGGAAGCUAAAUGCUGGGAGAUCUGGGACAGAUAAAAGGAAGGGGCUUCUUCAAAUGGCACUGGGAUUUGCUUUCGAAGGAAGCAGUGAUGGCUACCAACUUGGAUGGCUUUAAAAGGGGAUUGGAGAAACCCAUGCCGGUGGCUACCAGCCACAAUGGCUCGGCACUGCCUCCAUGGUUGCUGCAAACUACCGCAGGGGAGAAUGCUUUUGUGGCUCUGGGUUUCCCACAGCGUCUCUUCAGCCAAUCUGAGAGCAGGAUGCAGGACUCGGUGGGCCCUUGGCUGGAUCCAGCAGGCCUUUCUUAUGUUCUUAGGCUUUCCGGGCUGGUGGAGCUCGUGAAUGGUAACCGUAGGAAUGCUUUGAGGUCUACGACACGGCUGGGGGGCCACCCAGAUGGGCUUCCAACUUGCUCCGGCCCCUAUUUUUCCUUGGAAGCAAAACCCCAUGGAUUUCAGUGGCCAGCAGCAUCAGGGUUGGCCAGUGUGAGGACAGGAUGGACCGCCGGCCGGAUCCGGCAGCUAGACACUUCUGAGGUGCAUCUGCAGCACGCAGGCUUCACUGGGACGGGCCCUUCACUGGCAGGCGACCCCCAUUGCUUUUCAACAGGCCUACAAAGGGGGCUGGGAGGGUUCUCGUGCCUCCCACCCUCCCUUGCAAAGGGGCCAGCCCCACUGGAGGAGCCCCCACUGCUUUUCCCCUUUGUUGGUGGGGCUGGCGGUGGGUGUGGCGGAGCGAAUGGAGGAGGAUGCUGAGGUUUUUCUCUCUCUUUUUUUUUAACCGAGACUGGCCUGGCGGCCUGCUCCCGUUGCCAUGGCAACCCUGCAGCUGGAGUUAGAGCCGGGCAGGGAGGAGGCGGCGGCGGCCCCGCCUUCAUCCGGGGCCCUCGGCGGCCGCGUGACGUCACCGAGAAGGCGGGAGGGGGCGCCGCCUCCCGGGUAUUUCAGGGCGGGGCGCGGGGGCUGUCGGGAGCGGCGGCGGCGCGGACGGAGUGGAGAGCAGGGGCGGGCCGGGGCAGGAGAAGCAGGCAAGUCUGUGGCCAUGGCCGGGGCGACCACCAUCGAGGCGGUGAAGCGCAAGAUCCAGGUGCUGCAGCAGCACGCCGACGAGGCCGACGAGCGAGCCGAGAGGCUGCAGAGGGAGGCGGAGGCCGAGCGCCGCGCCCGGGAGCAGGUAGGACGAGGGGGCGCCCCGGGGGGACGGGCGGGCCGGGGCCAGGGAGGGCAGCAGCUGCUACCCAGAACCCUCUGCGCUUGGCCAUUCUCCCAGAACCCUCUGCGCUUGGCCAAAGUGGCUCUCAAGCCUUGCCCUGCCCUUAGCUGCUUUAGGCCACCAGCAGGAUUAAUUCGGAGGCCCGUCUCGGCCCAACUGAGUUCUCCUCAGAGAGGACCCCACUGAAAUUUAGCCAUGCUCCUUCUCCAUCAAUGGUUCUUCUUCGAGUAAGGGACGCGGGUGGUGCUGUGGGUUAAACCACAGAGCCUAGGACUUGCCGAUCAGAAGGUCGGCGGUUUGAAUCCCCGCGACGGGGUGAGCUCCUGUUGCUCGGUCCCUGCUCCUGCCAACCUAGCAGUUCGAAAGCACGUCAAAGCACAAGUAGAUAAAUAGGUACCACUCCGGCGGGAAGGUAAACGGUGUUUCUGUGCGCUGCUGUGGUUCACCAGAAGCGGCUUAGUCAUGCUGGCCACAUGAUCCAGAAGCUAUCUGCAGACAAACACCGGCUCCCUCGGCCUAUAGAGCGAGAUGAGCGCACAACCCCAGAGUCGUCCGCAACGGGACCUAAUGGUCAGGGGUACCUUUACCUUUAAGGCAUCGGGCUUGGACUCCAGGUUUCCCACGGUGGGGCAUCUGGAGACCCUGUAAGGGUUGGGCUUGAGUACCAGUUGUCUGCCGGGCCUCAUCCUCUAGGGGUAGGCUGGCUGCUCCUACACAUGGGUGCUCUGUUUGGGGAACAUCGGAAGCUGCCUCCUACUGAGCCAUUGGUCCAUCUAGCUCAGUGUUGUCUACACCGAAGGGUGGCAGAUUUCAGGCAGGGAGUCUUUUGUGACAUUACCUGGAGGUGCCUGUUGAGGAUUGAACCUGGGACCUUAUGCACGCAAGGCGGAUGCUCUGCCACUGAUCCACGGCUCUGCUCGUAAGAAGAUCUGUUCUGGAUUGGGCCAAGGGUCCAUUUAACUCUGCAUCCUUCCCACCCACCCAUCUUGCCUCUGCCGCUCCUCAUCAGAUGCUUUGCAGGAAGCUCCCAAGCCCUCUCCUACAUGUGAACCCCCAAAAGCCUUAUGCACAAGCCUACUGCGUCUGAUCCUGGAGCUGGCACAUAGUCAGUAUGGCUAGUGGCUAUUGCUAGCCUUAUUCUUCAUGAACUCAUCUAUUUUUGUUUCCAAGUUGGUGGGCGUCGCUUCAUCUUGUGGCAGCAGAUUUCCUACUGAGCGAAGGAACUCCUUCAUUUGGGCUGUCCUGAAUCUCUCCAGCUUCAUUGACUGAUACUCACUCCCCAGAUUCUAGGAUUAGUUUUCUUCCCUAUCCAUUUUCUCCACACCACGUAUGUAGUCUUAUGCACCUCUGCCAUACACCCCUCCUUUAAAAGCCCCAGAUGUUUUAGUCUUUCCUCACAUAGGGAAGUAGCUCAGUGGUCUUGCCAGGAAACUAAAAUGGAGCCAUCACACGUAUGAAAGCCUGAGAAGAGCUUUUGUUGGGCCACUCCAGAGAGAUCCCAUCAUCCAGCUGUGGCCCUUGCAGGUUGCCUCUGGGGAGCCCUUAAGUGAGGGGUUGAUGAAGGCAAGAGUUCCUUUCCUGUUUGUUUGUUUUUAAUCCCCUAGCGACUGGUGUUUUUGAAAAUUUCUUGGUGGUAUUCUGCCUUGAAACGUGGGAGGCUCCUAUUUAACCAUUGCGGCUGUAAGCUGUGCAGCUUAAGAUUCUCACUGGAUUGGGUAGAAAGUCUAGCAUCCAAACAGUGGUAUGGUCCCCUGUCUUCUUCCCUCUUGGUCUCUAAUUAGCUGCUUCUAGAAGCCCCUUACCAAGGAGGAAGGUGAUGCAUGUUUACUGCUCCCUGAACACUAGGCAGCCUGUGACUAUCAGAACAUACAGCCUGCUGGAUCCGGCCAGGGGCCCAUCUGCCCCAGUAUCUUGCCUUCUCAGUGGUCAACCAGAUGCCUGUGGGACGCCCGCAAACAGCCCCUGAGCACAAGAGCCACUCUCCCCUCCUGUGGUUUCCACCAAGUGGUUUUCAGAAGCAUUACUGCCUUCCAAGUGUGCAGGCAGAGCAUAGCCGUUGUGUUUAGUAGCCAUCAACAGCCCUGUCCUCUGUGAAUGUGCCUAAUCCUCUUUUAAAGCAGUCUAGGUUGGUGGCCGGCGCUGCCUCCUGUAGGAGCGGGCUCCAUAGUUUUAACUAUGUACUGCCAUGGUGGUUACAUUCUUGGUCAUCGUCUUUCUCAAGAACAUAAGGACUGUUGUGUCUCAUCAGAGCACAGUCCCAACUGGAAAGGUCACAAAUGAAUGGUGAAGGUGAUGGCAACCGCCCCCCCCCACAUUGCUCAUUUUCAGCCUUUUGGUGUUCGGAAAUAAACUGCUUUUGAGCUUGGAGGCUCUGUAUGGAGCUGUCCUGCCUCUUUCUUCCAGAAGAACCAUACUGGAUUAGGCCGAGGCUCCAUCCUACCCAGCGUCUCGUUUCCUGCGAUGGACGCUGGAUAGAUCCCUCCAGGCAAUUCAGAGAAGGCCACUGCCUUCCUUUUGUUUUGUUCCUGGUGCCUGAUAUUCAGGGGUAGACUGCCUCUGCACCUGGAGGUUCUGUUUUGCUGUAGGGCAGCUCUUCCCUCUCUUCCUCUCUGUCGCUCUGAUGUAUAGUGCAAAGGUAUACUAGGAAGCCCCGAAGCAGGGCGUGGCAACAACAUCCCCCUCUCAUUCUCCCAAGCAAGGAACAAUGAGCGCUCUUUUAUUAAAAAGCUUGCGAUAUUACAUCUUGUUGUGAACCCAGUGCCUUUUAAUUAUAUCGUGCGUGAAGAUCAGAGGCUGCAAAAUGCCUAGGUUUGCAGGGGAGGAGUUGGGUGCUCUCGGCCAGAUGGACAGAGCAGCUCCAGGAGAGAAUUGUAUGUGAAUUCAGGCCAAUGGUGCCCAGCGUCAACCUUGCUGAGCAUAAGGGUGGGCCCACAACUUGGCAGCAGAGCUCUUGCUUUGCUCUUCCUCCAUGGUAUCUGAAUACCAAUUUCUGGAAACCACAAGAACGGGGAGGGCCCUUGUGAUCUGGUCUUGGCUGCAGGUUUCCCCACAGGCAUCUAGGCAGCGUCUGCAAGAACAGGAUGCUGAACUAAAUGGGGCUUUGGCCCUGAUCCAGCAGGCUCUUAUGUGGUUGGAAUCCUGGCGUUUCCAGUUGAAAAGCACUAGGGAGCAGAGGCUGGGGAAGACUUUUGAGUGCGGGAAACUCCAGAGUGCUGUUGCAAGGCACCCAGUUCUAUAUAAGGCAGAGACUUUGAAACAGGAACAUAAAGUCACCUCGUCCUUUCUUAUUCUGGGAGCCUUGAAUGGGCAGUAGAUUAUGGAUGAGGAACCUCUGGCCUGUCCUCUUGGUGCUCCAGUGCCACGCCCCUGUCCAGUCUGAUCUGGUGACCCUCCCUGGCUGCUUUACCCUGCUGAAAAUGUGUCCUUAAAUGGUGAUCGUUCUUGUUGGCUUGGUUGGAGAGAGAUGUAUAGGUGCGUGUUUAGAAACCUCUCAAUUUUGUGUGCAAAGCUGCCCAUUUUGACCCGUUGCCCUGGCCACUACUGGUGUGUGGUCCCUGGAAGACUGCCCAUGUGGGGAUAUGGCCCUUGGGCUCAGAAAUGCACCCCCCUGCAAAUAGGAACCAGAAGAGACCGCAAGUCCUAUCCUUAGUGGGGCAUAGGUUUGGUGGGGAAUAAUGUGUGGUGCAAACCAGUGAGGAAUUCUGGGUAGAUGCUGGGGUGUGUCUGUGUUUUUUCCAUAGUGUGUGAUCUUUCUUUUUGAGUGCCUAAAUGCAUUACUCGAGAUAGCUAUCAAUAAUAGAAUACAAGAAAGUACACCCCCCCCAAAAAACCUCAAUUAUUAUCAGAGGGCUGUAGACCUAUUGGAAAGAAUGAGCUCUAGGUAGUCAUGUUCAUUCACUUGAAUGGGUCUACUCUUAGUAGGGUUGGCAUGGAAUACAAUCCAUGGACACGUGGGGCAGAUAAAAGGCCUCCCGUCUUUUUUCCUUCUUUAAACACCUUCCUGUUUAUGCAGACAUUUGAUUUUAAGUUGGGUUUUUUUUAAUCAAGCAACCCACACUACCCAUAAAUGGAUAUGAAAAUACAGAGUGGAAAGAGACAAGCCGUUGCUUAGAGGCUUACACAGCAAUGUCGAGGGAUAGUCUUUGUUAAGUUCUGUAUCAAUAUUUGCUUUCCUUCCCCAUUCCUGAGUUUGCCUGCAGGGCAGAACAUCAGUAGCCAGUUUGGGGGCGGGGAGGCAGGGGGUUGCAGGGGGAAAUACUAGGGCUGGCCUAGGGCAAGGCUUCCUGAUGGCACGAUGUGGGAGGGUGGGCUGUAAUCAGGGCUGCUCCCCUUUUGUGCUUCAGCUUCGUGAGUCUUGGAUAAAGGGCCUCUGAGAGUGAGGCCAAGGGGUCUCUCCACCAUAGAUCUCCUUUGAAAGGCGUUUCCCGGAAAGCCGCCUCCAAGAGGGACCUCCUGGACGCAGUGGGGUGGCCCUUCUGCUUCCUGCUCAGGAAAUGAGGCAGUUUAGGCUGGUGCGGGGAGAGGCAGGCUUCGCCCACGGCCUGCCCUGCUGGAGGGAAUUGUGAUCGCUGGUAAAAGCUGGGCAGCGCACGGGAUCUUGCAGAGAUAGCUUAUCCAGACCUGCGCCACAGCCCCGCCCCCUGCUCUGACAUAGAUUGAUCCAGUCGCAGAACUCCCCCGUGGUGUGUAGUUCAGCCCUUCACCCAGCCUGGCACCCCUCCAGGCAUUGUGGACUCCAACUCCCAGCAGCCCCAGCAGCAGCCAUUAUGGGCAGUGAUGGCCAGAGCCAUGGCUGAUUCUUUUCUUCAGUUUCCUUGGACGCAAACCCUGCUAGGUUCAGUGGGUGCAGCUCUAGAUGUUUUGGACUUUGCCCUGGCCAGCAUGGCUGUGCUGGCUUGGGGCUGAUGGGACUUGUAGUCCAAAACAUGACAAGGGGCGUUAGGUUGGUGAAAGCUACCAUAAUAGGUGGCUGAAGAAUCUGGUUGCCUUUCUGGAGUGGGGUGCUUCUAGAACACAAUAUCAAGGCUGACCAGCUUUGUGUCCCUUGAAUCCAAAAGCAAGGGGUCAACUUCCCCAGGCAAUCUCUGCUUUGCCUUUGUGAUGGUGGGUGGAGGCUGCAAUGGGUGAGUAUUCUCUAGGGGGUCCCUCCACACUCAGGGGUGUGUGUAUUGUGCAACUUGUCGUCGAUGCUGCAGUAGUGCAAUAGUGGUGGAUUUACACCGAACCUCCCCAGAAGUCAUUCUGCUGUAUUGGUAGUCCUGCAAUGCUUCCCCAAUGUUGCUGUGUUCUUGUCAUCUGGAGGGGUGCAAGAAAAGUGGGAAUCUCCCCCCCAAAAAAGUAAUAGAAUUGUAGAGUUGGAAGGGGUGUCUAGUCCAACGCCCCACAAUCCCUGGAGCAGUCAGAAUUUAGAGUUGAACGGAUCAUGACGCUCAUUCAAUUCUUUGCAGUGCAGGAAUAUUUAGCCCGAUGUGGGGCUCGAACCCAUGAGCCAUACUAACAGAGCUAUCCCAGUCCCAGCUGUGGCAUGAAAAGUUACAGGGUUUCAGCAGGAAGCCAUGAUACGUGUCCCAAUUGGAAAUGAAGCAGUGCGUCUGCCCCUGAAUUUUUGCGCAUGCAAAACAGUAUUGAAAGGCCCCUAGAUAUUUCAUUGGGAGCAGAGGGGCUGCAAACCCAGCCCUAACUCUAACUUGACCUCUCUUGAGGAACGAAAGAAGGCUCUGUGGGAGCUUCUGGUGAGCUUUCCUUCCCUCUCCCCCUUUUCCUUGAAAAUGUAGAUCACCCAAAGACGCAGAUAUUGGCUUGUUGGGAUGAACUAGAUAUAAAUCAUUGGGUGAUCUGUGUAGUUUUGCACCACAGGCCUGGGAGCCUUGGUUUUGCUCUGGGCCACAGCUGGCUGCUUUUGUUGGCUGAUAGGGCAGCAAAUGGCUGUGCUGGCUGGUACCAUAGCCUGCCUUGUCUCUUUGUCAGGGCUGCUGUACAGGAAACCAGAUACUGCUCACAGCUGGUUUCUAACACCAGAUUAUCUUCAAGGGUGCUUAGGUAUUGGAUCUAAAGUGCAUCUGUCUUGUAGCAUGAGACUCCCUUAAUUGCCUGCCCAUCCCCUUUAUCACAGGCAAUAAUUUUUCUUCAUGCUGGCUGCUUCCCUGUUGAAUUUAUUCGUUCUUGCUGCUUGCUUGCUUGCAUGCUCACUUCCCUUUUUUUUUAAUAAGCUCAGAUAAGUGCGAAUGUAUUUUGCAGAACCCAGUUUCCGCCUGCCUGGGAGCAAUAAGGAAACAGAUAGGGAACUGAAUCUUUAUCACUCUACUGUAAAAAACUCCUUCUGAGGCAUCGCUGGUCUGGCUUCAAAACACUGAGGGCAAGGAGCCUUGAGUUUAAAAAGUACAAAUCUUGGUAGCUGAUGGAAUUCAGUCAGUGUAUGCUUAGUGUGAAGAAAUCUUUCUCUAGCUGACACUUGUGACAAGAGGAUGUCCUCCGUUUUGAAAAUGUCGAAAGUCAGGCAAGGUCGGACAUUUGUUGGCGUGGGAGAUAAGGCGAUCUGUUAAGUGCUGCCAUUGAAGUGAACAGGCCCAGGUUAGUCACGCCCAUCAGUUUCAAUGGAUCUGCUUGGAGUGUAAUGCCGGACAUGCAACCAUGUCUAUAAUAAAAUCAACUCUAGUGACUGUAGCUACAGAAGGAUAUGCAGAUGUUUAUAAACAGCUGGAUCUUAGUAACUCAAGACUCCAAGAAAGAGCUUAGGAUCUCUGAAAGGAAUUGACUGUAUUUCUGUUGCCUGGAAGUGGCUCCUUUAGAGCAUGCUUGGGUUGUAUUUUAAAUAUUUUAAUAUCCCUAAAUUGGGUGACACAAAUGCUUUUCAAAUUAGAAUUGAUAAAAGAAUCCAUUUUCGAUUUGUGAUAUUAACAUCUCGGCCCCUUUUCGCAGAUAACUGUGUAGUGUAUGUUGUUGUUGUUGUUUAGUCGUUUAGUCGUGUCCGACUCUUCGUGACCCCAUGGACCAGAGAACGCCAGGCACCUCUGUCCUCCACUGCCUCCCGCAGUUUGGUCAAACUCAUGCUGGUAACCUCGAAAACACUAUCCAACCAUCUCGUCCUCUGUCGCCCCCUUCUCCUUGUGCCCUCCAUCUUUCCCAACAUCAGGGUCUUCUCCAGGGAGUCUUCUCUUCUCAUGAGGUGGCCAAAGUACUGGAGCCUCAGCUUCACGAUCUGUCCUUCCAGUGAGCACUCAGGGCUGAUUUCCUUCAGGUGUAGUGUAUAUUGACGUGCAAAUAAAAAUCUGGGGUUUUGGGGUGUUUUUUUAAAGGCUAUCAAUAGCUACUAGUCACGAUGAAUGUUUGCUGCUUCCAGGAUUAAAGGCAGCAUGACUCCAAAUACCAGUUGCUGGGAAACGAAGGCAGGAGGGGGGGGGUUAUUGCCUUUAUAUCCUGCUUUGUGGACUUCCUGAAUAAAUCAGGCCGCUCUGGGGGAGCCAGGAUGCUGGAAUAGAUGGGCUUCCUGCCUCAUUCCGAAGGGCCUCUUCCUAUGUACUUCACAUUCUUACGCCCUUUGGACCAGAAAGAAGGUAGCGUGAGGUUCUCAGGCUUGGUCCAUUUUUUAAGGUAAUAGAAUAUGGUCCCAUCUGCACUGUACAUUUAAUUUAUUUUGUAAAAUCUAUAUGCCACUUGAUUGUAAAACAAAAAACAAAAACACCCUUAAAGCUAUACAUUUUAAGCAGGAUGAUACCACUUUGAGCAGAAGAAGAAGAGGAGUUUGGAUUUGAUAUCCCGCCUUUCACUCCCUUUAAGGAGUCUCAGAGCGGCUAACAUUCUCCUUUCCCUUCCUCCCCCACAACAAACACUCUGUGAGGUGAGUGGGGCUGAGAGACUGCAGAGAAGUGUGACUGGCCCAAGGUCACCCAGCAGCUGCACGUAGAGGAGCGGAGAUGCGAACCCGGUUCCCCAGAUUACGAGACUACCGCUCUUAACCACUACACCACACUGGCUCUCAUGCAGCAGUCAUGGCUUUCCCCAAAGAAUGCAGGGAGUUUUGUAGUUUAAGGAUGCUGAGAGUUGCUAGGAAAGUCUCCUUAUUCCCCUCCCAGAGCUGCAAUUCCCAGAGUGGUUUAACAGCCAAACCCUCUUCCCAGGGACUAUGGGAAGUGUAGUUCUGUGAUGUGAGCAGGGGGGGAUCCCCUAUCAACUCUCAGCACACUUAAACUACGGUUCCCAGGAUUCUUGGGGGGAAGCCACGGCCGUUUUAAAGCAGUAUCACGCCACUUUAUCGGGGGCAGAUGGAGUCUACGUCAGCAAGCUCAGUAAACAUCUCGAGUCUUGCGUUGGCACCUUAGGCAAAACCCUGGGAGGUAGAUGAGUAGCCACUUUUGAAAUAAAAACACGGCUGUUAGGUGGAGACUCCCGUUGACUUUCAGAAGCCCUUCGCUUCUCUAGUCGCCUUUCUGAGCCUCACGUGAAAACUCUUCCAAGUGCCCAUAGGGACUAGAAACCUAAAAAAAAAAGUUUAAAUAGCGGCUGAGCUCAUUUGGCAUAUUCUUCCCCUCUGUAUAUUUUUGGUGUUUCUGGGUGUGGGGUAGGUGGCAGCUGGAAACCAGAUACCUUGCAAAUGGAUGCUGGUGCUUGGCUUUUCACCCGGGGCUACCUUAGAAACUGCUGUGGUAGGGCUGUUGUUGUUUUGGAAUUGCAAGUCCCCGUUCCAGUUUGGAACAGGACUCUCAAGUUUCAAGCUCCUGCUUCAGUUGCUGUAACUGCAGCUUGUGUCGGCUGGGGCUUAUAGGACUUGCAGUCCAUAACAUCUUAUUUUUGGGGUGGGGGUGGCACCUGGCUGGCCAAGGCUGAGCUUCCGCCCUAAAAUCUCCAUCUCACCAUCUGCUUGUGUCCAUGCGAUGCCUCGUUAAUCGACUCUUGAUCCUUGGCUUGCUGGCUAAUUCAUUGCAAGGAUUGCUGAGCUAACUGGUCUGGAUUAACAUCCGAGGCUUUAAUACCCUUAAGAAAAAAUCCUCCCUAUAAGUUUUUUUACCUCCAAGUUCUUAACUUGCUGAAGCUGGCACAGAGGCCUUUCUGUUCUCAAGUUGACUUCCCUCUUAGCGGAUAAAAGUGUGAAAUCCCCCCCAAAAAGGUGGCUUUUAAACCACUUGGCACCCUCCAAAACAACUAGGUAGUAAAUGCAUAUAAUCCAUCUCUUUUUCUCUUUCCCCCUCACCUCCCACUGGCUUCCUGGUCUGGGAUGAGUCGCCUUGCUGGAAAAGUAACUUGUCAGCAGGUCUGUAGCCAAGAGUGAAGAUUUAUGGCAUCUGAACAAGGGAGACAGCUAGUCUGGGGAAGGAGGCAGCUAUCUGGCCAUUUGCACCCCACCCCCACCAGCCAGCCUUUCAAGCUAGCUGAGAGCAGCCCGGUUGUAGAGCAGCCUGGUCACUGGGAGAUGCCUAACUUUGGCGAAACGACCGCAGGGGAGAGCCAAGGUUUGGCAGAAGAGCACAUAAAUCUCCCGCGGGGUACGAUACGGCCUUGUUUAUGAGUCUCCCCUUGUUUGUGGCUGCCAGUUCUGUUUGCAGGCCCAAUUCAAGGUGCCCAAUAUUAGUGUUUGGGGCCCCAAAUAUCUGAAAGACUGCCUUUUUACCUACAGACCCUCCCACAUGCUAAGCUCUGCAAAGGGAACCCUCUUGGUGGUUCCGUGAACCUCAGACGAUUGGGUGGUACAGUAGAGAGCCUUCACUGUAGUGGCCCCUAAGUUGUGGAAUUCCCUCUUCCCUGUGGAACCAACUUUUGGCGAAUGCUGAAGACGUACCUCUUUAUCCUCAUGUCUGAGAUGUGUUUUCAGGGCCUUCCUGUGACUGUACUAUGCUUUUAAUUCAGUUUUUUAACUUUUUAAAAAUGUGAUUUUUAAAUUGUUAUAGCAUGCCCUGGGACAGCCUGGUGAAGGGCAGGUAAUAAAUUUGAUGAUGAUAGCACUCCAGAGCUGCAGAGUGAGUGGGGCAUCCCUGACAGAAUGUGGCAAGAACCCUGAUGAAUCAAAGCCACAGGUCCUUCUAGUCUCACAUCCUCUGUUCCCAGGCCAUCAGUGUUCGAAAUUAGUCAGGCACAUUUUGCACCUAGCUAUCAGCAACUUGCGACCAAGUGAAGAUGCCCAGGCACCAGAAUGGCACCUGACAUCUCCCCCAUCUGGAGGUGCAUCCCUGGGAAUCACUGGAUCUUGACUGUUUUUGCAUGCUAGUAACACAUCCUGCAGAAUUCUAUCAGUUAUAUUUUAUUUGCACAAUCAGAAUGAAUUUCAGGAACCAAAAUGCUUUUUCUGUGCAGCCUAAGCAGGAGCAGUGAACAACCUUAUAACUAAUUAGAGCUUGUCUUCACCCCUCUGCCCUGCUCACAGUUGUGAAGAAUAUCCCUACGUUAUGAAUGGUCCGUGUCACCAUUAAGAAAAAGAGGUCGGAAUAGGCCUAUAUAUAUGUGGACUGUCCCUGGAUCAAGGGGCUUUUCUUCUUCAAGUUCUCUAAACUCUUAACCUAGAUUAUGGUUGUCAUCUGAACUAGCCAGAUGUUUAACUGAGAAUCAAUCCGUCAGUCCAACAUUUGAAAAACAAGACUUUAGAGCCGUCUUAUCCCCAAAAUGGCAACUAGACACUCCGUUUUUGGCGACUGUAACCCUGGUUUAAGGAGCCAUUUGGCACCUAGCUUAUAUAUCUGAGUUGCAGGCCUUCCAUUCAUGCUUUUAGAAAGGCCACAAACAGACCCAAUAGCUUCCUAGCAUUCAGUGGUACACUUCCUUCUUCUGUGGAGGUUUUGUUUUGCCGUCGUGGCAGGCAAGCUGUCAAGCAUUCAUGAGCUGGCCUGAUUCCCUCUUUGAAGAGGCAGGAUCUCUCUCCAUAUCUUGCGACAGCGAACUGGUAACUUAGGUCUGCAAAUGUGCUUAUAGCCAGAUGCUUUGAAUUUUAUGCAGAGCAGAAAUCGCUUGGAAAAAGAAACUCAGAUAUAUAAGAUAAUCUCCAAAUGGCACCUUAAACUUGGGUUACAGGCACCGCAAAGGAAUGUCCCUGGCGCCAUUUUAUUUUUAAAUGGAAUGUAAUAUUAUUUUUCGUUUCUAUACUGCUUUAUAUUUUCUCUGAGUGAAAAGUACGGGGUUCCCUAAUCCUCCAGAGUGUCGAUAAAGAUCUCAAAGAAACGCUUGCCAAAUAACGCUGUGCACACCCCUUUUAAUUGACCGCCAACGAAGAGGGAUCCUUUGAGAUGGGCGAGUGAGCAGAGGGGCCUGCUAAGUGACCCGGCUUCGUGGUGGAUCCCAGAUGGAAGCUGAUGGAUUUUUUUUUGGGGGGGGACCGUGGAGUAGAGGGGGACAGCACAUCGAUGUGGGUGGGAAACUCUCAAGAAUUUUCUUUGACCCACCCAGAUCACCCACGUUGUCGUUCCUCGGAGUUUCUGGCCUUCAGACGCAGCUGGGCGUCAGAGAGGCAUCUGGUCUUGCGGCACUUGAAAGCUCUGCUGAAUCUGAUCGCAGACAGUCCUGUUCUCAAGCAAUCAGGUCCUGGGUUCUGCCUUCUCGCCCCCUCCUGCGUCGCUGAGGCUCGUGGGCAUUGCACUGACCUGUGGCUGCAUGCAGGCUUGUUGCGAUAAUAAUCUGAAGAGCCCCAAGGCAGAAUUGUCCUGCGUCUCCAUUCUGGCCACUUGAAGCAAGCGGAGGGUGUUGCACAGAUGUUGUGUGCUGGAAACUCAAUAGCUGGGGCUGUUGCCCAAAUGCUGAACUUUUUUUAAAAAAAACAAUCUAAAUUCCACAACUUAGGCUGCAUAUACUCCAUACACUUGCCUUCUCCCAUAGAAUCCUGGGAACUGUAGUUCUUGGAGGAUUCUGGGAAUUGCAACCCUGUGAGGAGUAAACUACACUUCCCAAGAUUCUUCAGAAGCACCCUGUGCCCUAAACAUUUGAUGUGUAUGCAGCCCUGAUUAAACCUAAGCUGCCUUUCAUGAAUGAUCAAGUUUUUGCAAGGCCUCUCCCAUAACCCGUUAGUUCAGCCUUUCUCAACCUGUGGGUCCCCAGAUGUUGUUGAAUUACAACUCCCAUCACCCCUAGCUAGCAAGGCCAGAGCUCAGGGAUGAUGGGAGUUGUAGUCCAACAACAUCUGGGGACCCACAGGUUGAGAACCACUGCGUUAGUUGCUUUUAUUCAACCUCCCUCUUGAAUUGAGCACUUGCUCCUUGAAUACAGUGGUGCCUCACAAGACGAAAUUAAUCCGUUCCGCGAGAGUCUUCGUCUAGCGGUUUUUUCGUCUUGCGAAGCAACCCUAUUAGCGGCUUAACGGAUUAGCGCUAUUAGCGGUUUAGCGGCUAUUAAAGGCUUAAAGGCUUAGGGGAUUAGCUGCUAAAAGGCUAUUAAAGGCUAUUAAAGGCUUAGCAGAUUAGAUAAAGGGGGGGAAAAGCGAAAAAAAAAUCUCUAGACUCGCAAGACAUUUUCGUCUUGCGAAGCAAGCCCAUAGGGGAAUUCGUCCUGCGAAGCAACUCAAAAACGGAAAACCCUUUCGUCUAGCGGGUUUUCCGUCUUGCGAGGCAUUCGUCUUGCGGGGCACCACUGUAUUUCCGCCGCAGAAUGUAUCUGUGGUGCUGAGGGCUAGAAGCUCAAUUACUGAAAACAGCCGCCAGUAACUUAAGUUCUAACACUGAUGAUAAGGCAGCCACAUAUGUCUAGGAUGGGGUUGAGAAACCUCAGCAUCCCUGACAAUUGGCCAUUCUGGCUGAGGUGAGUUGAAGGUUCCCUUGGAGUGUGAAGCCUGGGGUACCCUAAUCCGCCAGAGUCCAUAAAGGAAGACCUCAAAGAAACUUUUCCCAAAUAAUGUUGUGCACUGCGAUCCUUGGUGACUGGAGGGCCCUUUUAAUUGACCACCAACAAAGAGGCAAUCAGCAAGUCUUUCUUUAUACUUUGGGAUCUUGUCCUGGUCGCUUGCCUUUUGGGGCUGGGGAUAGUGGGGAAGGGGGAGUCUUUUUCUUGGUUUGAUAACCACACUGCUAUUGAGCACCCACAGGCAGGCUGAGCUCGCUUUCUGCCUUGUGCAGUGAGCGAAACUGAGUGCAGUGCAGACAUGUGGUGGAAGAGGGCCUGAGUGGUGGAGGGUGAGAAAGUCAAAGCAGAUCCCAGGGAGGAGGGCGGCAUCGAAAGAGAGCCCCCGAGUGACACAGCCCUGUGUCUGUGACUGGCACCCUGGUACAGAAGCGCUCAGGCGGACUGUGGGGCCCUGUUCGAACAUCUGUGCCACUUUAAGUUCCUCCAUGACCUCAGCUCAAAGCUAUGUGCACCAAAAUGGAGUCUCCUCAUCUAGGAUUGAGAUGUGGUUUGCACACCCUCUCUCCCACUGCUCUCCCUCUGUCUCUCUCUCUCUUGCUUUGGUCUGUGACGUUUGUGGGUUUUGUGGACACAGCCCGGCCAUAUUAAUCUCUCAAAACUCCUCCAGGCUACUCCAUCUAAGGACACUCUGAAGAUGAAAGCCUUUGGGUGAAGCCUGGGGAGAGGAGCAAUCCUAUGCACAGAUAUGCCGAGUGAACAUAUAGCAAAUUUGCUGUGUGGAUUGUGGGGGAAAACAUUUCUUUUGUUGACUUUGCUGUUUGGGUUGCAUUUUGGGGGGCGAGGUGGGGGAAGAGAAGUUUUAACUUUGGUACCGAGAGUCCAGGCGUGUAUAAAUAGAACGCUAUCUGCCAUUCCAAAAUAGGGAGCGAUCCGAUUGAUGGCAAAUUAACGCUCCGAAACAAAGCCGGCAUUCUAAUCCAAGCUUGGCAAGGGCUGUUUGGAUGGUCGCUUGGGGCACUCCUGCAAAAUCUCUAGGCGACUACCUAAGGGAGUCCCCCCCCCCAUUCCUGAAAUUGGGGGCGCUUCUCUUUCAGGUCUAUUAGGGAAUGCAGGCGGUGGGGAAUUUAGGGGCCUGGAGGCCAAAUCUUCCCCUCCAGAUUAGGACUGGGCAAUAUGUGGUUUUCAGCAUCACAAUAUAUCGCCAGCUGAACAUUACACUGAUACAUAACGAUGUCUGAAAAAAGGAUGGAUCUAUGUAGAGGCGUUGGCUGGCUUUACAGUUUUUCCCACAUUGUAAUUUUUGCAUAGCUCACAUCCUGAUUCGCUCAGUGUUGCCAGGUCAAAAACUAUGUGACCAAUACCGCGAUAUGGACUUCAAAGCAGUUUUGGACAAUAUAUGGAUAUAUCGCCCAGCCCUACUCCAGAUCUCUGUCCCAUAGGACUCUCUCUCAGGCCACACCCCUUGCCAGCUCCACUAUGCACAGUCCUUGAGUAUUUUUACCUGCCUGGAAUGUGUCCCUGAGUGCUGAUAAUGCCUCUUCCUUUCCUGGAUGGAGAGUGAGAAAGGGGCGUGCGUAGAAGCCAGCCAGCUGUAGAAAGGUAAAGCCUUGGUUCCACUGCCCAUGUUGGCCUCUGGCCUGGUUCACAUGGCCCCUGGAAGGUGGCCUAGGACAGAAUGUGGCCCUCGGUAAAUGGAUCCCCCAAUUUGAUCCCUUCCAGGUAUUUAUGGACUCCCAACUCCCCAUUGCCUCUCACCCUCAGCCGGGUCUGAUGGGCCUUUUCCAGCAUCAUUUGGAGAACUCCAGAGUUUGGAGAGUUGUCUCCCUCUUGCCGUAUGUCUUCCGUUGAUAACCCUAUUUUUGUGAGUUGCCCGGGGCAGUGUACAUGGUCUUCCCCUUCCAUUUCAUCUUCACAGCAGCCCUGUGGUGUAAGCCAGGCUGAGAGAGAUCAGCUCCCCCAGCGAGAUGUUUGUAGCAGAGUUUGGAUUUUAAUCCCUCCUAGGUUUGACACGGGACGCGGGUGGCGCUGUGGGUUAAACCACACAGCCUAGGACUUGCCAAUCAGAAGGUUGGCGGUUCGAAUCCCCGCGAUGGUCCCUGCUCCGGCCAACCUAGCAGUUCGAAAGCACGUCAAAGUGCAAGUAGAUAAAUAGGCACCGCUCUGGCGGGAAGGUAAACGGCGUUUCUGUGCGCUGCUCUGAUUUGCCAGAAGUGGCUUAGUCAUGCUGGCCGCGUGACCCUCGGCCAAUAAAGAGAGAUGAGCGCUGCAACCCCAGAGUCGUCCGCGACCGGACCUAAUGGUCCUUUACCUUUGGGUUUGACACUUUUUUAAAAAAUGCUCCACAAUGCAAGGGAGGUUGGAGAGGAUAAUUGGGGAAGGGUCCUCUUGUCCUCAGGCACUGGACAAGACCACCUUGUCGGUUCAAAAUCUGGGGGAAUGGGGAUUGCAUGGCGAUGCAGCGGGAGGGAUGGUGGAGAAGAGCAAGGCGUGGAGUCAAGCAUUCCCCUCCCUGGCUCCGCAAACAGAAGGCCGCAGGGCAUGAGCCUGCUUUCCUUUGUGCUGACAAGGGCUUGUUUGGCAGAAGGAGUUAGCUUUUCCUGAUCUCUUGGCGCUGGGCCUCCUUGAGUGCCUUAAGCUCUCCUCCCCCUUUCUUGUUUGGCUCCAGGGCAGCCCUGGCCCUGUUCCCACGCCUGCCUGGCUGCCCCGGACACUUCUUUUCCCAUCAGCUUCUUAAUCUUCUGUCUGGCUCUUGUCCCCGGGAUCCCGGGGGGGCGGGGGUGGCACUUGACAAAGGGGGCCUGGACGGGUCUGCAGGAAGUGACAUCGCAGUUGCUGGCAGUGGGGGAGCUCCGUGGAGAAUUCCCAGGUUUCCCGUCCAGCCUGCAAGGAGUGGUCCUAAAGGCUGCCAGUACAGCAUUGAUUGUGGCUGCCCGAUGCCUGGUACAUUGGGCUUGACGCCAGAGAGAGGGUUGCAAGAUUUGGGGCUCUUUAGUUUUGUGAAGAAGCGCUGGGAGAGCGUGGUAGGGUAAUGCAAAAGAGAAGCUUUCCUCCCUCUCUCUCAAUAAAUUUAAUAAAUAAUAAGAUAAAUAGUAAUGCAGGCAACUCCCAAUUUAUAUGGGGGUUAUGUGCUGAGGCCUCGUGCAUUUAAGCGAAAUUGCGUAUGCAGUGGUACCUCUGGUUGUGAACGGGAUCCGUUCCGGAGGCCCGUUCGCAACCUGAAAAGAAUGCAACCCACAUGCACGGGUCGCGAUUCACCGCUUCUGCGUAUGCGCACGACGUCAUUUUGUGUGUCUGCGCAUGCGCGAGCGGUGUUACCCGGAAGUAACCCUUUCCGGUACUUCCGGGUCGCAACCUAAAAACGUGCAACCUGAAGCAAACGUAACAUGAGGUAUGACUGUAUUUGAAACACUGUUGGAAAAGUCUGCAAAUACCCUCUUAAACCUCCGGAAGUCCUUGAAAACCCCUAUUAAAAAACCAGCAGCACUUACCAGACCCCAAACUACAACAGAGUCUUCCCCUCUCAGCCCCCUUCCUCAGACUCCAGCUUUCCACAGGCCUCAAUGGUUGGUGGAAGGGCUUCUGGGAUUGCACUUGCAAAGGCUCGCAGGAUUGCCUUUUUGCCCUCCCUGUGCUCUUUUUGCUAUUUUUAAAGUCACUUAGGGUUUGGCGCGUGGUUGCGUUUCAAUGGGAAUGUGCGUAAAUUGGCCGUUGCCUGCGCUAGAACUUGAGGUUAUUCAAAGAAGCCGAACUCUGGAAGAUUUGGGGACAGACAAGAAGGAAGCAUUUCUUUGCAGGGCGCUACGGGAUUCCCUCGCGCAAGAGGUAGCAAUCGCUGCCAACUUGGACGGCUUUUGAAAGAGGCUUAGAUGAAAUUCAUGGCUGCCACAAUGGCCAUGUUUCUCCUUCCAUUGUUGAAAGCAGUAAGCCUCUGAAUACCAGUAGCUGGGAAUCGCAAGCAGGGAAGUCGCUGCUGUUCUCAGGUCUGGUUUUGGGGAGGCUUCCUACAGAUGGCAGGUUGGCCACGGUGAGAACAGGAUGCUGGCAAGGGGUUUGGGCUAGAUGACCCUUCCGGGCCCCUUCCAACUCUACAAUUCUAUGAUUCUAUGACUAGGUGGGACAAUGGUCUGAACCAGCAGGGCUCCUCUUAUGUGCUUGUGGCAGCAGUAGAACGGCACUUGUGACGUUGCGCAUAGGCUCAGGUCCAGUGGGGGACCAGCGGUGGUGCAGGGGUUAGGAUAGGGGUCAGCAAACUUUUUCAGCAGGGGGCUGAUCCAUUGUGCCUCAGACCUUGUGGGGGGCCGGACUAUAUUUUUGGGGAAAAAAUGAAUGAAUUCCUAUGCCCCACAAAUAACCCAGAGAUGCAUUUUAAAUAAAAGCACACAGUCUACUCAUGUAAAAACACGCUGAUUCCCGGACCGGAUUUAGAAGGCGAUUGGGCCGCAUCCGGCCCCUGGGCCUUAGUCUGCCUACCCAUGGGUUAGGAGCUGGGAGAGACCAGGGUUCAAAUCCCCGCCUGGCCAUGAAACUUUCUGGGUGACCUUGGUCCAGUCACUCACUUGCAGCCUGACCUACCUCAACAGGGUUGUUACAAGGAUAAAAUGAGGAGGAAGAAAACCAUUUCAUAGAAUUGUAGGGCUGGAAGGGACCCUGAGGGCUGUCUGGUCCAACCCUCCCUGCCCCCCACCAUUCAGGAAUCUCGACUAUAAAGCAUUCAUAACAGAUGGUCAUCCAACCUUGAUCUUCUUGGAGAAAAGGCGCGAUAUAAAUGUGAUACUUGAAUAAGUGGCAGUCUGUUUAGUUCUGAGGACCAGUAUUUCAGACUGUACCUUUGCUUGGCUGAGCUGGUGCGUGGACCCCCUUUCGCUGUUGUGCCCCGCAUCCCAAAUCCCGACAGACCUGGCAAGUGAGAAAAAGCGAAGAGUCUCUUCGUUUAUGUAUUUUUGCAAAGUCAGGCAUGUGCGUUCUUGCUGCCAGAUGCCUAGAAUUCUUCAGUUCUGGAAUAAGUUGUCAACGAUGCAAACUUUGAUAAUUUUGACUGAGAUAACAAGAAUGCCAGAUAUCCUUUGCUUGCAGAUACGGUCUUAUUUCGCAGCACACAGUGACAUCGCUGGAUCUCCCUGGCCAUCUCGCCUGUUCUGCCACCGCCCCUUGGAUGAGACGUAUAAGAACUUGGGAAGCUGCCUUAUUUCGAGUCAGACUAUAUUAGCUCAGUAUUACUACACUCCAGGACAUUCCCAGCCCUACGUGUCCUGGAGCUAUUGGGGAUCAAACCAGGGGCUUUCUGUGACCUUUCCCCAGAGCAGCCAGGAAAGGCAGCAGCUGCCCAGAUAAGCUCUUGCCAUCUUGGUGGCCUUAACCCAGAGAUUUCCAAACUUUUCAUGUUGGUGACCCACUUUUUAGACAUGCAUCAUUUCGUGACACAGUCACUCAGUUUUACUAGAAAACUGGAGGUUAAACUACCCCUUUGCAGCCCCGGGAGGAGCGUUCACGCAACACACCUACACACAGUAGCUGGAACACUAGCGUGUCGUGACACACGGUUUGGAAAGCUCUGCUUUAACCCUUGCCACAGACACACACACAAACACACAGACACUUAAACUAAGGUUACCAGAUUUUUUUCAAUGAAUCCGGGGAGACUUUAAAUCAAUCAAUAAAUACUACACAUUUGGGACGUUGAUGUUGCAGCGAUGGCGGUGGCAGAGGGGCAGCCUCCGCCUUGACCUCAACCGCCACGUUUCCCCUUCCUCCGAGGCUCCUAUCUCCUUUCUCCAUGAGCCUGGGCAGCCCCUGAGUUGUUGGUUCUUCAGUGGUGGUGGGGAAGUGGUGCGCGGUGGGUCAGGCAUGGAAGGCGGAGAAGGAGGGCCGAGAGCGGUGGCUGCGGUGAGGCUUGGGCAGCGCGAUGCCUCCCUUCCCAUCGGAGCAGCCCCAAUCCCAUUCCUACUUGCUUGCAAGCAGGAGGGGGCGGGGAUCCCUCAGCUGGGAAGAGAGGCUUCCUGUUGCCUAACUGAGAGAUCCCUGCCCCCUCCUGCUUGCAUGCAAGCUCUGAUAGGCAGUGUGAAGCCUCCCUUCACAGCUGAGAGAUCCCCACCCCAUCCUGCUUGCACACAAGUAGGAGUUGGGAGGCUGCUCCGAUAGGCAGCAUGAAGCCUCCCUUCACAGCUUAGUUGCUGGGGUCAGGGAAGGUGGAGGCAGCCCGGAAGCUGCAUCUUAGAGCCCCUGCACCACCAUCACAUGGGGACUUCCGAGCAGCUCCUGAAGCCAGCCAGAGCCAACUGCUCUGGGCUGCUGGGACUGCCGCUGCUGCGUUUGCCGGGGACAUUAGAUGAAAUCCAGGGACAGAAUUUGUCCGGGGACAUAUUCGCAAAUCCAGGGACUGUCCCUGGGAAAUGGGGACGUCUGGUAACCCUAACUUACACCCCAUUGGAAAGGUGAUUCCAAGCCUUUCUUGGAUUAAUGUCACACCUGUGGCGACAGAUUGUCAUGUAAGCUGUGGCGGCAUGUUCUUUUUAAAGCUCCAUAUGGCAUGGCAUGAUGCGUCGUCCUGCAGCUUGGAAGAAGGGGUGGUGCUUUCUGCUUUCUGUUGAGAUGGAGCUGCGUGAGGAACGGGCGGGGUUCCCCUGAGCUCCCUUGCAUUUGUGGAAGGACUUUUUCUGUCCAGCGGCGUCCCUUGAGGUCUUUGCUGGGUGCUUACAAAGCCCCAACGCAUUCACUACCCCCUUGGCCAUGAAGCUAUGUGGACAGUUGCCUCUAAAAAGGAUGUAGAGCUGAAGCAGGAAGUUGGAAAGAGCGGCAUAAUUUCCCCACUUCCUAUCUCAGGUCUGUGUUGUUUUUUGAGGCUCAGAUCUGACUUUGACUCGAGUUCCUUGAAAAAAGCAGCCUUUGCCCAGAUCCCUUGGAUAAGUGACUUGUGUCUGUGUGUGGGGGCUUUCUUUCUGUCUUUGGGGUAUAGUAAAGGUAAAGGGACCCCUGACCAUUAAGUCCAGUUGUGACCGACUCUGGGGUUGCGGCACUCAUCUCGCUUUACUGGCCGAGGGAGCUGGCGUACAGCUUCCGGGUCAUGUGGCCAGCAUGACUAAGCCGCUUCUGGCGAACCAGAGCAGCGCACGGAAACGCCGUUUACCUUCACGCUGGAGCGGUACGUAUUUAUCUGCUUGCACUUUGAGGUGCUUUCGAACUGCUAGGUUGGCAGGAGCUGGGACCGAGCAACGGGAGCUCACCCCGUCGCAGGGAUUCGAACUGCCGACCUUCUGAUCGGCAAGCCCUAGGCUCUGUGGUUUAACCCACAGCGCCACCCGCAUCCCUCCUUUGGGGUAUGGGGCGAUGCUAAUCCAGGUAAUGGGGAGGAAAGUGAGUGUUGGACGUCAGUGGCACUUGCACAAGCCUCCAACUUCACCUAUGGUCCUAAAAUGGUUGGAGACCCCCUACGCUAACGGAAGAGGAGGGGAAGGCCAUCUUUUUCCAUUUCCCCUUUGCUUCUCACCUCUGCACGACUCCUUGGGAUCUAUUCUGGGCAAGGCUUGCAGAGAGCCAGCAGUGUGCGUUCCUCGGGUCAGCAUUCCCUAUGGGGCUCCCUACCGCGGUGACGAGACGUUAAUCUUGUAUUGUCGCAGACUCCUCUAAAGAGGGAUUAAGCCAGUUCACGAAAGAGGCUGAUUUGACCUCUCUCUCCUGAGACUUGAACCUCCAUGUCCGGAAGCAGUCUGCCCCAGAGUUCCAGGCUCCAGGGACAAGCAGCAAAAGAACGGGAAGAGGGAGCUGGCUGAUAGAGAGCCCAUCUAGCGCAAUGCCAGGGACAGCCAGUGUGGCACCCGGCUGUCGGACUCCAACUCCCGUCAGCCCCAACAGAUAGCCAGCGGUCAGGGAUGCUUGAAGUCAUAGUCUACAGCCAUUGGAGGCCCACGCAUAUACUGGCUCGCUCUGGUCUGUGCUGGCCAGCCCUGGCUCCUCCAGGCUUUUUGCCUCUCAUUGCCCUUGCUGUGACACUCCCUCUGGUUGUUGUUUUUCUCGGAAGUUAUAUUUACAACAUAACAAAAAAAAACCCCAAUACAGAAAUCCACCCUCAUUAAAAGUGAACAUAACAUACAAUAAGCAUAACAUACAACAAUACAAACAACCAAAUAAAAAACUUCCUUUAUCCUGUACCUGUCCUCCUUAUUUACUUUUUAUAAGCUGUUUCCUUUAUGAAUAAUUAUUAAGAUUUUUCUAAUUAUAACUUUAUAUCCACAAAGUCUCUUGCAGACAUUAAUUGAAACAAGUCCAACUAUGUAUUUUAGGGCACUGUUUUGUGAAGUAUUCUCUGCAUUUCCCCCAUGCUUUUUGAAACUCUUGCCUAGUGUGGUCUCUAAUUGCCUCUGCUAAUCCAGCCAGUUCAAUAUACUCGAACGGUUUGUCUUGCCAUUCCCUUUUUGUUGGCACAAUUUCUUUUUCCCAGUUUUUAGCAGUUAGGAUCCUUGCCGCUCCUGUGGCAUAGAGGAAUAUUUUCUGAUCUUCUCCUGCUAUACCUGUGUCCGUUAUCCCUAGUAGAAGAGCUUCGGCAUUUUUCAUAAAGUUAAACUUAAACAUUGCUUUAAGCUGUCAUAUACUAUAUUCCAGAAGCUUUUGAUUUUUGCAGUGACACUCCCUCUGAUGCAGCUGUGUCCAAGGCAGGGGGAGUCAGUGGCUCCCCCCACCCCUCUCUGGAGGCUGACUUCUGACCAGGGUGGAGCGUGUUGCUUUCCUCUCCGGUCCUCUUAAACCCUGGCAAGCACCGUGCUUUCCAAGCUCUUCCUACCUUAUAAUUUUGGGUCCUGCUUCCUUCUUUCGUCCCACUGCUUGCUGGCCCUGUGUUUUGCAGUGGCUGGUCAAGGAGCUGCUGGCCCGUUCUGGUGGGCUGCGGUGGGUGGGUGGGUGGCGGGUCUGGCUACCCAAAGAAGGAGGGACCACAACUGUGUGGGCAACAGGCUGAACCAGGUCAGGAGCAUAAGAGCUGAUUGGUUCAGGGCAACGUCCCAUCGAGUUCGGCAUCCUGGACUAAACCCGGACACUCCUUGCAGAGACAGGAAUUGGAGCCAGAAUAUGAAGGAGGGUCUGGGUGGUGGCUAAACCGUGUUUCCCAGUGUCUUGGGGGCUUUCCAGUGUUUUGCGGUUGCUGCCUCUUUCAUGGAGAAAGGCUGUGGCUUCCUUAACUGCUGCUUGGCAGGCAGAAAUGGACUCAGCGUUACCUUGCCUAGCCACAUCUCCCUGCUUGAAAAUGACCUCUCAACAGGGAUUUUUUUCCUCCAUGGAAACCCUCUCUCUAAAUUGGGUUGACAUCUGUGCAUCACAUUGACUUGCUUUUUCCAGGCGCUAAAAGCAAUUUGAUUGAAGCAUGGCGUUUUGGGGGAGAGGCGGGAACCUGAAAGUGUGGUUUAAACAUUGCAUUCAUUCAGAGGAAAUUAUGGGCUUAGGUUUAAAGUACUAAGUUGUACUGAAGAGUACACCCAUGUAAAUUAACAAGACUUUUAGACGGCUUUGCCCAUUAAAUUCAACAGGUCUGUUCUUCGGUAAGAAGACAUGGCAGCUGAAUAGCAAUUUAAACGUUUGCUUUGGGUUUUUUGUGAAGUACUUAGAGGUUCGUUUCACAGCCAAGCAGUAUACAGAUUUCGUAAAAUAAAAACACCCUUCUGUACAUGGCUUUUUUUUUUAACGGAGGGCAUGGAGAGGCAGCAUUAAACUUUUUUCUGGGGAUGUCCUGUCUAUUUACUUAUUGAAGAGUUUGGAUUUGAUAUCCUGCUUUAUCACUACCCUAAGGAGUCUCAAAGCGGCUAACAAUCUCCUUUCCCUUCCUCCCCCACAACAAACACUCUGUGAGGUGAGUGGGGCUGAGAGACUUCAGAGAAGUGUGACUGGCCCAAGGUCACCCAGCAGCUGCAUGUGGAGGAGCGGAGACGCGAACCCGGUUCACCAGAUUAUGAGACUACCGCUCUUAACCACUAUACCACGCUGGCUCCCUUAUUGCAUUUUUAUCCCACCUUUUUCUCUCCAAGGAAGCUCAAGGUGGCAUGCACUCUUUUCCCCCCUCAUGUAAUCCCACAACAACCCUGUGAGGUAGGCUAGGCUGCAAAGGCAUUGACUGGCUUCCAGGUUCACACCCAGUGAGCUUUGCUGAUGAACUGUGGUCUCCCAGGUCACAGCUUGAUGAGUCAUAGGUGGGGAUAUAGGCGUGAAUACAAAUACCCGCAUUUGUAUCCUUCCUUUUAUUUGUUUUGGCUGAGUAGUAAGUGAUUGAAUUUGGCAAGGUAUUAUACCAAGGCAGGAAAUGUGGGUCAUUUUAUAACGCUUACUCAGAAUUUUGCCGCUGGUGGAAGUCGUCUGAGUCUGCCUGUGAUCCUUGAGGAAAACUAUAUCUUACUGUGUAUCUCGUACAUGUUAAUGCUUCCUUGCAUCAGUCACUAAAGAAAGCUAACUGCAACUUGAAGUGUUAGGUGAACUGAAGAAGGAUUAGAUUAAUUGAGAAAAAUGAAAUUUGGAUCGAAUUAAUGGAGUCAUUUGUUUUGAUUAUAGGUUAUACUGCAGGGGUCAGCAAACUUUUUCAGCAGGGGGCCGGUCCACUGUCCCUCAGACCUUGUGGGGGGCCGGACUAUAUUUUGAAGGGGGAAAAAUAUGAACGAAUUCCUAUGCCCCACAAAUAACCCAGAGAUGCAUUUUAAAUAAAAGCACACAUUCUACUCAUGUAAAAACACCAGGCAGGCCCCACAAAUAACCCAGAGAUGCAUUUAUAGAAAACAAUGUACAGGAAAAACUAAUGUUAGAUAUUAUAGUAGAUCCAGUGUCUUGUUAAAUAUGAGAUUAUUACCAGUAAUCCUACUUGUGAAAUGUAUUGUGUUUUAAUAGAAAUGUAAUCUGAAUCCUGAAAUACUCUUUUUUGGGGAGAAAUCUAUGUUUAUGCUUAAAUGCAUACCCUAAUCGGUAUUAUUUUUGUAAUGCAGUUUGGUACAGAAAAUAAAAACAUUUUUUAAAAAAAGUUACAAGCAACAACUUUGUGGAAUCGCCACUUGGGCUGGCUUCGUUGUUGAUUUAAUAAAAAUAGGUAACGAUUAUGUCUUUGCUUUUUAAGGAGCAGCAGAAAAUAUCCUAUUAUGGAAAAAUUCUGCUGCAAGUCACUUCCUGCUGGAAAGCUUGCCUGUCUUGGGACUGUCAGUGGCGCUGAGCCUCUCAGUCUGCAAGAGCAGUGAUAUCCUUAAGCAAUAGCAAGCUGUUUCACAGCAAAAAUAAGAGCCUACUGGAUUUUUGGACAAGGACAAUGGGAGUCAUAGUCCAGCAGAAGUUCCCCCACACCUGUCAUAGAAAAAAAUAAAUAAUAGGUUGCAAUAUGACAUAUAUUUUGGACGCAUGCAAAAAAUCAGAAAAUUUUGGGAAGAUGCAGCAAGGGAAAUUACAUUAGUAACAGGCUAAACUUUGCCUACAGGGCCUCUUUACUUUCUGGAUAUGUUAAAGAAACUGUACUAACAGAGGACAGGGAAUUAAUAACACCACAUCUCUCUCUGUCUGUGUGUGUUUGGGGGGGAGAUUAGAACACUAUGCAUGAGGGAAUGGGUAACUAAGACCUGGGACAUAAAAUGCAAGUUUUAAGCUCGCACACAUUUGGUUAGAACUGGAGAAGGUAGACAGCAAGAGAAUGUAUUCAUGGAGAAAUGGGAGUCUUUUUUUUAUAAUGUGGUACAGGAACACGUAAGCCCAUUUCUGCUACUUGGAAGUGUGUAAUAGCAAUCUGUUGUACUCAGUCUUGGUAUGGAAACUUGUCCUGCUGUGUUCACUUCUAUGUUCACUUCUGGAGAUCCUUUUUUAUAUAUAUUUUUGGCGUGUGUUAUUUUGUUCCAUUAACAAUUAUAUUUUUUUUAAAAGAUUGCAAGUGAAAUGGGGGUGGGGAGAUGUUUCUCCGCCUGGAGAGAUGCUGUGAGUUGGAUGUAGACAGUUCUGACCACGACAGUGCAAAAAAUAGCGGUCUCCAUCCCUACCAUGCCCACUUUUGCACAUGGCCUUGCCCGCUGCUAUUGGAAGCUUGCCUUCAAGGAAAUACUAACCCUCAGGCUGAAAUUGGUUCUCUCAACCCUUGUCUUAAGCCCUAUCGCUAAACACUGCAUCUUAAGAAAGCCAGAGAUGGUUUGAAUGAGCUUCCAGCCGGCACAGCAUUCAUAAGGGCUAGAAACUUGUGUUUGCUUAAAUGGGGUGGGGAACAAACGAGUCCGUUCCAGUGUAUUCCAAUGCCCACAUCAGUGUUUUCCCCCUUCCUCUCCAGGCCGAGGCAGAAGUAGCAUCCUUGAACCGCCGCAUUCAGCUCGUGGAAGAGGAGCUGGACCGGGCCCAGGAGCGCCUUGCGACAGCCUUGCAGAAGUUGGAGGAAGCUGAGAAAGCUGCCGAUGAGAGUGAAAGGUAGGUGGGUGCAUUUGCAAGAGGAAGGGGCUCCUUAGAGCAGGCAUUCCCAAACCUGGCCCUCCAGACGUUUUUGGGACUACAACUCCCAUCAUCCCUAGCUAACAGGACCAGUGGUCAGGGAUGAUGGGAAUUGUAGUCCCAAAACAUUUGGAGGGCUGAGUUUGGGGAUGCCUGCCUUAGAGCUUGUUCGCACUGAGCAAAGCUAUGUAUAAAUUCUGUGUGGGUGGGUGGAUGUUCAGGUGGGUGGGUGUCAUACCGUAUUUUUCGCUCCAUAAGACACACUUUUCCCCUCCUAAAAAGUAAGGGGAAAUGUGUGUGCGUCUAAUGGAGCGAAUGCAGGGGGGAGGCAGUCAGGAAAAGCCCCCAAGAGCCGCACACAAGCUCCACGCGGCUCUUGCGGGCUUUUCCCCAGGAGGGAGAAGGGACUGACGCGGCCAGUCAGUCCCUUCUCCCUCCUCGUAGAAAAGCCCGUAGGAGCCGCGCACUCCUUAAAGGGUGCGCGGCUCCUGUGGGCUUUUGCGGGAGGAGGGGGUAUUGCCAUAGCCGCAUGCGGCUAAAGAGGAAGCUAAGACAGCGAGCGGGAUCCAUCCCGCUUGCAGUCUUGGCUUCUUUGCUCUUUGGGGCUGGGGGCGGGGAACCCGGGCUUCCCCCGGCAGCUCCAGGAAGCUCUGGGAGAAGAUUUUUUUCCCUUGAUUUCCCCCUCUAAAAACUAGGUGCGCCUUAUGGUCCGGUGCACCUUAUGGAGCGAAAAAUACGGUAACUGAAUCACACCCCCUGGUGUGUGUAACUGGGUAGAAGGUUAGGCCUUUCUCUGGCAUUGCUAGCCUUCUGUGUGCCAGAGAGGUUCUUGUUUUGGAGAGGCCACCCCUGUCCCCAAGUCCUUUCUGCGGACUGGGAGAGCAGAGGAAUGUCGCGUCUUGGAUGCUGACGAUCCCUUCUUCCCCCGUUCUCCCUCAGAGGCAUGAAGGUAAUUGAGAACAGAGCCCUGAAAGAUGAAGAAAAGAUGGAGCUGCAGGAGAUCCAGCUGAAGGAGGCCAAGCACAUCGCUGAGGAGGCCGACAGGAAGUACGAGGAGGUGAGAAGCCACAGCGGAUGCGCCUUGACCAAGCAGGGUUGAACUCCUCCCUCAUGACACACAGGGAGUUCAGUCCUGCUUUCUGCGGCUGCGCCAUUCCCUGAUCCACAUUUGAUGUCAUAUGCAGGCAACCCCGCCAUUUUAAUAUUUUGUUGGAAGCCGCCCAGAGUAGCUGGGGAAGCCCAGCCAGAUGGGCGGGGUAUAAAUAAAUUAUUAUUAUUAUUUUAUUUACGUGUGUUCAGUAUGUGCGCAGGCUUUUUCAAUGGUGUUUUAAAUACAGUGGUACCUCAGGUUACAAACACUUCGGGUUACAGACUCUGCUAACCCGGAAGUAGUACCUCAGUUUAAGAACUUUACCUCAGGAUGAGAACAAAUUGUGCGUCAGCCGCAGCAGGAGACCCCCAUUAGCUAAAGUGGUACCUCAGGUUAAGAAUGGUUUCGGGUUAAGAAACGGACCUCCAGAAUGAAUUAAGUUUGUAACCAGAGGUACCACUGUAUACUCAGUUUCACUUAAACAUGCAGUGCUUCGAAACAUAACUCCCACCUAAAUUGAGGAGUUGCCUGUAAGAUGUCAUGUGUGGGGCAGGUGAUUUCGGGAGGAAACUGCUUUGUGGGCAAAAUGUGGAAGCCGGGUGGUCUGACCAGGCUGGCGGGUUCCCCCUCUUCUUUUUAUUGAUUACAAAUUACUGCUAUUAUUUAUUAAAUUCAUUGCUUACUUUUUUUUUAAGCAAGGUAACAUGAAGUAACUAAGACUAUGUAAAAAGCACUAUAUAAACAGACACAUCCAGUAAAACUGGCAUAAUGUAUAUAUAUGUGUGUGUGUGUGUGUGUGUGUGUGUGUAUAUAACAACACAACCCUGCUUUAAAAAAGGCAUGUUUAAGACAUCUCACUCACUCAAGGAGGCCACCGAUGAUUCAGAACCAAAGGCCUGGCCCAAAAGAACAAUCGCAGGGUGUGGGUCGGUUUAUAUGGGAAGAGGCGGCCAUUGAGGUUUUGGUGUCCUGAGACGUAUAAAUGAUUUUAAUCUUGUGCUUUUAAAUGUUUGGAAACCUGCCCUGAGACCACGGUUAAUGCUAUUAGGUUCAUUAGCCGCCCUCCAUCAGAAGGUCCCAGGGCAGGUUGCAGUAAUAUGAAAUACAGCAUUAAAAACCGUUUAAAACAGCUAGAGUGAGUUCAUAGGCCAAUUUACAGAGGUACAGUGUACGAUGAUAAGCUGUGCAGUGAAGGUACCAGGCACACCUCUUUAGGGAGAGGAAAGCCACAAUUCAUGGCGAAGGGCAGGUAGCAAAUCCAAUUGACAAUAAUUUCUUCUUCCUCCUUCUCCUCCCAGGUUGCCCGGAAAUUAGUCAUCAUUGAAGGUGAUCUGGAGCGUACAGAGGAGAGAGCUGAGCUGGCAGAGUCGUGAGUGUUUUCUACUUCUCUCUCUCUCUCUCUCUUUCUCUCUUUGCAUGAGGCGCCCUGCUGCAUGGAAGCUUUUAACACGAGCGAGCUCACCUUAAAACUCCCUGUUAGGCAAGGCCCAGAGUGUGGGGCGAAGGUUAGAGGCAGCCUCUGCUGGCUAGAAGGAAUUGUGGGUCUCCACUUUCCCAUUUUCUCUCUCUUUUUAGUGGGAAACCUUAACUGGGUUUUGGGCAGGGGAUAUGGUGUACAGACCAGUGACUUUUUUUUUAACACCUGUGGAUUCUUUCCUGUGUAGAGAGGUGAGCAUCUGUUAGUCCCUCUGCAGGGCCGUACUUAGGUUGAUGGAGUUAGGCCUUCAUUGUGGCCACAUUCACACCAUACAUUGAAAGUCCCGUACCACUUUAAGCAGUCAUGGCUUCCUGCAAAAGAAUUCCAGGAGCUGAGUUGUUAGGAGACCUCUGUAUUCUUUGUGGAGAGCUACAGUUCCCAGAUGGGACGCGGGUGGCGCUGUGGGUUAAACCACAGAGCCUAGGACUUGCCGAUCAGAAGGUCGGCGGUUCGAAUCCCCGCGACGGGGUGAGCUCCCGUUGCUCAGCCCCUGCUCCUGCCAACCUAGCAGUCUGAAAACACACCACUGCAAGUAGAUAAAUAGGUACCACUCCGGCGGGAAGGUAAACGACGUUUCCGUGCGUUGCUCUGGUUCGCCAGAGGCGGCUUAGUCAUGCUGGCCACAUGACCCGGAAGCUGUACGCCGGCUCCCUUGGCCAAUAAAGCGAGAUGAGUGCCGCAACCCCAGAGUCGGUCACGACUGCACCUAAUGGUCAGGGGUCCCUUUACCUUUACAGUUCCCAGAGUUCCCUGAGAAGAGGGAUUGAUUGUUAAACCACUCUGGAAAUUGUAGCUCUGUGAGGGGAAUGGGGAGGGGGGUUAUUCUCCUAACAACUCCCAGGACCCUUAACAGUCAUGGCUUUCCUCUGCAAAACCCUGGGAACUAUUGUAUGUUAAGUGUACGAAGGGUUGUUAGGAGAGUCCCGUCCCCCCCGAGCUACAAUUCCCAAAGUGUUUUAGCAGUCAAUCCCUCUUCCCAGGGAACUCUGGGAAAUAAUAGCUCUGGGUGGGCCAUAGGGAUCUCCUAAGAAUUCUCAGCACCCUUAUAAUAAUAAUAAUUUAUCAUUUGUACCCUGCCCAUCUGGCUGGGUUUCCUCAGCCACUCUGGGCGGCUUCCAACAGAGAUUAAAAAUACAUUAAAACACCAGUCAUUAAAAACGUCCCUAAACAGGGCUGCCUCCAGAUGUCUUCUAAACAUCAGUUAGUUGUUUUUCUCUUUGACAUCUGAUGGGAGGGCGUUCCACAGGGUGGGCGCCACUACCAAGAAGGCACUCUGCCUAGUUCCCUGCAGCUUGGCUUCUCGCAGUGAGGGAACCGCCAGAAGGCCGUUGGCGCUGGAUCUCAGUGUCCGGGUGGAACAAUGGGGGGUAGAGAUGCUCCUUCCGGUAUACCUUAGCAAAUGACAGCUCCCAGAAUCCUUUGGGAGAAGCCCUGAGUGUUCAAAGUGGUAUCGUAGCACUUUCAGUGUGUAGCGCGAUUGUGGCCCGUGUUAGGGGAAAGUGGAACAAAGGUGAUUUCAUCAUAUUGGUGUGAGAUACACACUCUGGCUCACAGUGAGAUUAAAAAAAGGAAAUAACAAUAUUUUAAAAGCAGCUUGGUGUCAGUCAUGUCGGGCGCCAUGCCCAAGGUUAGCACAGAAGCACCAAAAAUCCAGCGGCAAAUACAGAACGCCAGACAGAUCUCCCGCAGCAGGACAUUCCAGUGUCGGGUCACAAUAACAGGCCUUGUUCCUUUCCCCCCCACUGCACAUAUCUCUGAAACAGGCAAGACUUGUGAUGAGCCCACCCCCUGGUCCACUUGUUUAAGAUCAUUUGGGGUUCAUUCAUUGUAUUCGAACAUGGCUGGGCCACCCUGUUGCAGUCUUCCAGAUGUGUGUCUGGGGCUCCAUCUCAUCUGCUUCACAUCUGGGGUGCUGAUGUGAUGGAUGGAGUGGCGGGGGGGGGCUAAGAGGAGGAAACGAGACAGUCUGCAAAAAAUGCCAAGCAUGUUUCUAGGUCCUGGCAAGGCCACAUUUGGUGGGGAAAACACACAUUGUGAGACUCCCUGCCUCCAGCAAGAGUUUUGCCCCUUGCCAAAAACGAGCGAAUCUUCCGCAACUGCCUGAUAAGGACAGGCCUGUCGUUUUUGCAAGACGACUGAAAUAUGUUCCCUGCAAGCGCUAUUAAUACCAUAUGUUGUUUUCCUUUGUCCCACGGUCCCUUAAAAAAUAUUAAUUGGGAGUCUGAGAUCCCACUUCACAAGUUAGCUUCGGAGUGAAUGUUGUUGGGGUAACUGGAAACCAUUUACUUCAGAACUUUUGCUCUGCCUUUCUGUGAGGUGAAGUUCCCACCAGCAGGUUUCCCCCUCUAAAAUAUAAACACACUGGGUGCACAUCUAAUGCCGUAAGAUGGUAUCUGCGGCUAGUUUCCGUUGUUUCUUCUCACGGAAAGCUGUGUGUUUCUACGUCCCCAUUUGCACCGCGCAUUUAAAGCUCUUGAAGCAGCCCUGGCUUCCCUCAAAGAAUUCUGGGAACUGUAGUUGGUUAAGGGUGCCGAGCGUUGUUGCCCCUCGCAAUUCCCAGAAUUCCCUGGGAAGAAGCGGGAUUGAACGCUAAACCUCUCUGGGAAUUGUAACUCGGGGAAUUGGGGAGGGGUGUCUCUUAACAGCUCUCAGAACCCUUAACAAAACUACAGCUCCCAGGAUCCUCUCCCAAUUCCUGGCACCUUUUGUGAACCAGAAUUCCCAGCAUCCUUUUAUUGGGCCGAACUGUUACCAGUGGCGUUGCUGUAAAAACUGACGCUAGUUUUGCCAUAUAGACGUGCACUCAGGGCUACACUCACUAAGUGUUGCACGCUUGUUCUUGUUGUGUGUAGAUCUCUUGCACAGGCCUGCACACCAGCCCUCUCCUCCUUUUCCUCACCGCCACCCCCGGCCCACCCUCUCACUGUGGUGCUCACAUCUUCGUUGCUGUGGGCCAGCCAGUCUGCUUUUCUCUCCUUCACCGACUACAGUUAUGCAGAAGAUCUUACACAGCUUCCCCAUGUGGUUCCUGGUAGCAGGGGUGGGGAGGUUGUCCUCUGGGAGAGUGCCUCAUCUUUAUGGUUGAGCCCAUCACCAUCGCCCUUCUCCAGCUGUGGCGCAUGAGAAGCAGAUGGGCUGGAGACGCAUGGAAACAGCCUCCCCACGGAGCUAAAAUGGGCUUCUGCAUCAAGGUGGGGGGCCCUGUGGCCCAGAUGUUAGUGGGCUCCUCCGCCUUCCAUCAUCCCAAGCCAUUGGGCCAUGCUGGCUGGGUGCUGAUGGGAGUUGUAGUCCAGCAACACCCGGAGGACUACAAUUCUAUCCCCGCCCCCUGCAAAAAAAACCCUGCUCUACAUUGUGAGCUUUUCAUUAACUCCUGUGCAAUUCCUGGCUGGAAAUAAUCCCCUCUCAGUUGGGACUGUGUGUAUCCCACCUUAAAAAAACAAAACCAACCACCUAAAACUGCAGAAUGCAAAACUAUCUGAAUUCGAAACCACAUGCAACCCCCCCCCCAAAAAAACCCCACACCAAGGUAGUGUGUUUUUUUUUCUUGUGCAAAAUGUCUGCAUUUUGCCAGCUGUGCAGGCUCCACACAGCCUUGUCUGGAACACAACGGAAUAUUAUUUUGGGUGCUCUUGUGACACCCCAAGCGUCAUCAGUUCCCCCUCUUACACCUGAGUUUCUCUGCAGCCUUAAGGGCAAUAGGUUUUGAUAUUUAAGUUGUUUUCGCCCCUGUUGUGGCCUGGUAAGAACCGGCCUGCGCUCUCGCAGACUCCCUUGGCAUGCACAGUUCCUGUCAUUGGAAGGGAAGAGAGGGCCAUUUGGGGCCCUUCUAUGGGGCCUGCCUUAUUACUAUUAAAUAUUUAUACCCACCCAUCUGGCUGUGUUUCAGCCAGUUGCCCUCUUCCCUUUCAGCAGCUGGCAGCUAUCUUGUUCGCAGUCCCCUCACACAGAACCACUCCUUGCGCAGGAGCAUUAGCUGUCAACCUUCCCCUUUUUUGUGGGAAAUUCCCAUAUUCCAGCGCCGUUUCCCGCUGCUUCCCGCUUCUAUCCCGGAUUGUUAGAUAUCCCGUAGACCGUCCCCGGGACAGGUGAGGCCGCUGAUCCCUUAUUUUCGAGGCUGCUGAUCCCUUAUUUUCAAAUCUGAAAGUUGACAGCUAUGCGCAGAACCUCAACCGUCACUCGGAGGGCUGUCUGCGGAGGUGGCCAGGCUACCGCUUUAUAACCUCACUUCACCAUCACACUUCUGGGCCGGGUCUAACAGGUCUUCUCAGGAAAUAUCCCCUGCCUGGCAUGAGGCCUGUAGAAUUGUGCCAUCUCUCUCUCCCCCUUUGUAAAACCUCUUUCCUUACCCCGCCAAGCCUGCAUGUUGUGACAGACUUUUUUUUUCUUCUCCCCCCCCCCUUUUUAUGGCUCUGCUUUGUGUGUGUGUGUGUGUCCUUUCCGUUGCUGCUCCUUUUGCCCCCAACCCAACCCAACCCCCCCGUCCGAACUUGUGCCUGCCGACGCGGUCCUGCCUUUCUAAACAGCCGUUGCCGGGACUUGGAUGAGCAGAUCCGGUUAAUGGACCAAAACUUGAAGUUCCUUGCUCAGGCUGAAGAAAAGGUACUAACCCUUCCUGCCCGCCCCCUCCCACAACCUCCGGCUCCAUCGAACGCCCGUGCUGCUCCCCAUUUCUUUCCCCCUGAAAAGAAAAGAAAAAAGAAGAAAGCUCCUUCGAGCGCAUUUCUCCUCUCGCUUCCUCAAUACGCUUUGCUUGCUCUCUCUGUAUUUUUUCUCUCUGUCUCACUUCAACUGGUUUCAUUUUACUUUUCCUGCCGAGCAGGUUGCGGCUGCUGGGGCCCUGCUCCAUGGCACAGCGGCUUCCUUCAGGAUGGCAGUGAGGCCUAAUGGAUUCCAGGCAAGGUUUUCACCCUGGACCCAGAGCCUACCAGGCAGCUUUUCGCUGCAGCUUGCAGGCUGUGUAGUCAUGCUUGUGUGUGUGUGUGUGUGUGUGUGUGUGUGUGUGUAUGCAAAAAUCCCCGUUGUGCUAAUGCUCCUGACGUUUUAUGUACUGAACAUAUUAGUCAGUAAUACAGUGGUACCUCCGGAUGCGAAUGGGAUCCGUUCCGGAGCCCCAUUUGCAUCCUGAGUAGAACGUAACAUGCGACUUUGCGUGCGCGGGUCGCGUUUUGCCGCUUCCGUGCAUACACGUGACAUCAUUUUGAGCGUCUGCGCUUGCGUGAGCGGCGAAAGCCAAAAGUAACGCUUCUGUUACUUCUGGGUCGCCGUGGAGUGUAACCUGAAAACGCUCAACCUGAAGCAGAUUUAAUUUAACCCAAGGUAGGACUGUAAUCUUUUACUGAACUUAUUAGUUGCUUAAAAAAGAAAAAGUAACUCAAAGUAUCUUAGAAUGAACACAUACAUGAAAACCAGCAUAAAAACAUCUGUAGAAAAAUCUAAAACAUAUUCAUAGUGGGGUUUUUUUUAAAGGCAAGAUUUAAAAUACCUCACAUGCCCAAGGAAACCACAGAUAGUUAAAAGCCAGGGGCCUGGUAGAAAACAAACAUUUUGGAAGGUGCCCAAAGCUGUUCAGUUGAUGGCGCCAGUCGAGCCUCUCAGGGGAGAGCGUUCCGCAAGCAGGGAGCCACCACCGAAAAGUCCCUGUUCUCUUGUUGCCGCCCUCCAGACCUCCUGGUGGGAGUGAGAGCAUGGAAAAGGGCCUCAGGUGGCCCCGGGGGUUGUGGACAAUGUGUGUUGUAGUGCCAAUUCAUUCCAUUCAAUAAUUUGUUAUGUUUCUAUGCCAAUUUUCACUCACACAAGUCACAAAGCGGCUCACAAAUAAUAAAUAACAACAAUAGAAUAUCACAGUUGCAGAAUAAUUAACUAAUCAUCAGUCAAUGACUUCUGGACUUCAUGGACGAUAGGUAUUGUAGGCCCAAUGACUGGCUACUCCGUUUUUUAAAAAAAGGCUUUACAGUGGACGCUCGGGUUGCGAACAUGAUCCAUGCGGGAGGCACAUUCGCAACCCAGAGCGCCGUGUCUGUGCAUGCGUGGGUUGUGAUUUGGCGCUCAUGCGCGAGCGCCCCGGAAGUAACCCGUUCUGGUACUUCCGGGUUUCGGCGCAUCUGUAACCCGAAAACGCACAACCUGAAGCGUCUCGAACCUGAGGUAUGACUGUAUAGGUCAGAGACAACACAUUAAAAUGUGCCCAAAUAUGAACUGGAAACUGGCACAGAUGUCGCAAACAAAACACAAGAGCAGUUCAGACGGUACAAAGUGCAGUCGCCAGACUUCAAGCCUAUAAUACACACACACACAGAAUUCCUACAUGACCCGAUUUACAGAGCCUGCAAGGUGUUGUGUUUGGCCGGUGCCUGGGUCCUCAAAACCUUUUGUCUCCCGUGGAUGGGGAGCCAUUGUUGGCCUUGUUAGGCCCCUCUCCUGAAGUCUCUUCGACCCAUGGAUUCACUCUCUUCUCUUUCUCUCCUGUCCUCCUUUUUCUCCCUUUCCCAUCCAUUAUUUCUCUCUCUCUCUCUCUCUCUCUGGCUUCCUCUCUUACUCCCUUCCCCGCCCUCCUCGGCAAACACACUGCAGCAAAUGUUCGGAGCUGGAAGAGGAGUUGAAGAAUGUCACCAACAACCUCAAGUCCCUUGAGGCUCAGGCUGAGAAGGUAGGGCUGGCUAUUCUCCUCCCCACUGUGGCCGGAGGAAUAGCCUUUCCCUCCCACCCACCCCCUGAUAAUCCUUCCGUGUUUACUCAGUUGAAGCCUGGAAAGUAUACAAUGAGGACGUCGAGAGGCCCCGUAUAGAAUUGUAGAAUUGAAAGGUGGGACCCCAAGGGUCAUCUAGUCAAACCCCCUGCAAUCACACCUGAAGCCUCCAUGACAGAUGACCAUCUGGGCUUGUACAUGAGCCAUUGGCCUGAUCCAGCAGGGGCCAGUUAAAAACUAAAGCACUCACUUUAUGGAAAUUCCUUACUUUUGAAGAUAAGCCAUUUACAGUUCAAAGUCUCCUGAAUUCACUAGUAACAACAGCUAUCUGUUGCGAGGAAUAAUAUACAGUGGUACCUCGGGUUAAGUACUUAAUUCGUUCCGGAGGUCCAUUCUUAAGCUGAAGCUGUUCUUAACCUGAAGCACCACUUUAGCUAAUGGGGCCUCCUGCUGCCGCCGCGCCACCGGAGCACGAUUUCUGUUCUCAUCCUGAAGCAAAGUUCUUAACCUGAAGCGCUAUUUCUGGGUCAGCGGAGUCUGUAACCUGAAGCGGAUGUAACCUGAGGUACCACUGUAUUUACUUUGUAGGGAGAGCUGGUGGUUCAAACUGGGCAGCGAUCUGUGGGGUACCCAGAUGGUCAUCUGUACCCACGUUAGGUACCCAGCAGGGCAGAGUCUCUCCUUUCCUGACUCAAGAGCAGUGAUCAGCUCUCCUGCUGGAAUAAUAUUAGAUAAACAAAGCUGCAUCAAGUGUCUCAAGAUCCCUCCUACAGGGAUAAGGUCCCUGCAAUGGUCACUUUUCCAUGGUGGCGUUUAAAAUAACUUUGUACAAAGGCACAACUUUAAAAUUAAAAUGGCUUGAAGCCCUGAAAAAAACAAAGCUAAAACUAAAACACUCACAAGCGGCACCAGGAGGCCUCAGUGAAUGGCAAUAUUCCUGUUGUGUGCUGGCUGCUGAAACGAAUGGCAAGCAGGCACCCCAUUAAAAUAUCUUUGGGGGUUCCUCCUCCUGAGAAAGCCUGGUCCUAGUAACCCGUCUGCCCGAGCCCAGGGCAGGAUGUGCAGAGCAGCUCCUUCGGGGGCCAGGAGGCAGAGAAGCGUCGGCAGCGGAAGAAGGGUCAGAUCAGUGGAAGGCGUUGCUCGCAGAAGGGUCUUGGGUUCGAUCCCCGGCUCCUCCAGUUAAAGGAUCAGGUGGCGGUGGUGGGGCGGUGACCCUAAGGAGCUGCUGCCAGAUGAGUAGAGAUGAUACUGGGUUGGGGGCAAGAGUUCUGGCUAUAAGGCAGCUCCCUGUGUUCUGGAAUCGAGGCAUGUGGCUCUUUUGUGGGGUGUAUUAGUAAGCUAUUGCUUUUAUUUUUAUUUUAUAUACUGUGAUCUUUUUAUGUGAACUGCCCUUAGACCUCUGGGUAUAGGGCGAUGUAUAUAAAUUCAAUUAAUAAUAAUAAUAAUAAUAAUAAUAUAUUACUUAUACCCCGCCCAUCUGGCCGAGUCUCCCCAACCACUCUGGGCGGCUCCCAAUCGAGUGUUAAAAACAAUACAGCAUUAAAUAUUAAAAACUUCCCUAAACAGGGCUGCCUUCAGAUGUCUUCUAAAAGUCAUAGAGAGUUGUUUAUUUCCUUGACAUCUGGUGGGAGGGUGCCACCACCGACAAGGCCCUCUGCCUGGUUCUCUGUAACCUCACUUCUCGCAAUGAGGGAACCGCCAGAAGGCCCUCAACACUGCACCUUAGUGUCCGGGCUGAACAAUGGGGGUGGAGAGGCUCCUUCAGGUAUACAGGACCGAGGCUGUUUAGGGCUUUAAAGGUCAGCACCAACGCUUUGAAUAAAAUUUGAAUGAAAUAAAACCGUGUUGGGACGUGGGCGCUGCAAAGCCCCCUUGCAUGUCUGCCACCCUGGGGCAUUUAGCAUAUCGCAUAGAAUUCUAAUCGGCCCCACAAGGCUCUCUUAGUUAAACUAUGGAACUGUCUGCCACAGGAGGCGGUGACGACCACAAACCUAGAUAGCUUUAAAAGAGAAUUGGGAGCAGAUCCACAGAGGAGAGGUUUAUCAAUGGUUGCUUGACACGGUAGCCGUGCUCUGGUCUUCACGGUCAGAGGAAGCAAUGCUUCUGAAUGCCAGUUGCUAGAAGCGGGGGGGGGGGGGGGUUUGCUCUUGUGCUCGGAUCCUGCUUGCCAGUUUUCUGCAGGGAUCUGGUGGGCCAUUGUGAGAACAGGAAGCUGGAAUGGAUGGGACAUUGGCUUGGUUCAGCAGACUCUUCUUACUUGGUGGUAUUAUUAUUAUUAUUAUUUAUUUAUACCCCGCCCUCCCCGACCAGAGCCGGGCUCAGGGCAGCUAAUACCAAUAAAAUCACAGUAAAAACAUAAUAGGGGGGGAUUUAAAAUACAGGUUAAAAUGCAAUUUAAAAUGCAGCCCCAUUUUAAAAGUAGCCGAUAAAUCAAGACCAAAAGGGGAGGGAAACAUAAGGGUCAGACUGAGUCCAAACCAAAGGCCAGGCGGAACAGCUCUGUCUUGCCGGCCCUGUGGAAAGAUGUCAAGUCCCGCAGGGCCCUAGUCUCUUGUGACAGAGCGUUCCACCAAGUCGGGGCCAGUACUGAAAAGGCCCUGGCCCUAGUUGAGACCAAUCUAACCACUGUGCAACCUGGGACCUCCAAAAUGGUAAGAGAGCAGUUGGGACCACAGCCACGUUCCCCCCCAGUAAGAGGCCGCAACGUUUGCGAAGAGUGGUUUCUGGGUGGAGCAGGGGAAGCUGUUUUGCGUACAGUGCUUUGCCAUUGUGGAAAUGUGGUUGGAAUAUAACUCAGAGGUAGGGAACCCCUGUCCGCCCAGCAGUUACAACUCCCUGUCCAGUGACCAUAGUGGCUGAGGCUGAUGGGAGUUGCAGUGCAGCAACGUCUGGAAGGACGCACAGAUUUUUCACUUAGCCCUGGCACAACUUGCUUUUUCUAGCCUCACUUCUUAUAAAUGGAACGAACGAAUCGCUUCCUGUAAAAUAUACUUGUUAAUAUUUAACAAAGCAGUUUCUUCUAAAUAGACUGGGUUAAAAAACCUCUGCUUUAAAGAACACAACCCUUUUGGCAUUAGUAUUAUAUCUAGGCAAGUCUUGGCUAACGAUAAUUCAAGAUGUGGGUCCCUGGAAGCCCUUGGGAGUGGAAGUAGAAUAAAAACCCUGUCUCAGGACUGCUCUCCUCCCCUCUGACUAAGAGCUGGAGGCAUCUUCCUAUCCUUACCCCUACUUAUCCUCACAACAACCUUGUGGGGUAGGGCAGGCUGAGAGCCAGCGGCUGACCCAAGCUCUCCCAGUAAGCUUAGUGGCCAAGCUGGGAUUGAAGGCCUGGUUUCUCUCCCAGAAUGAACACAAUGCUCUUAACAAUUUCACCACGUUGGCUGUCAUUUUCAUUCUGCCUUCGCCCUCUCUAUGGCAGGGGAAGGUCUGUUUCUUUAAGUUUUCCAUUAAACUUAAAGAAAGAUGUUGAGAGUGGGAUCUGGCCUUUGCAGUGGGGUGCUGGUAGUGAGUCGCCUUGCUAUGUCUGGACCCUGAGCUGUGCCUUCUCUCCCCCCAGUACUCUCAAAAAGAGGAUAAAUAUGAAGAGGAGAUCAAGAUCUUGACCGACAAACUCAAGGAGGUGAGCUAUGCCUUAUGCGAAGGGUCAAGGUGGGUGGGUGUCCUUUCUUGGGCCGCUCCUUGGCAACAUGGGGCAAAAUGUUGCUGAACUACAACUCCCAUCAUCCCUGGCCAUCAGCCUUGCUGGCCGGGGCUGAUGGGAAUUGUAGUCCCAACAACACCACACUGUCUGCCUUUGUAAUAGACUUGACUAGUAUCUCCGGAGGCAUGGCACAUUGGGAAGAGUUUGGACAUAAUCAAUAUGCAGCCCUGCUUGUAAUGUAAACCCCGCUCCCCCCCCCCGCCAGGGGACAGACCAAUGGAGGCGGGAGAUCGAAUAGAUCAGACCUCCCCUUUCUUGACUGACAGUGAUUCUUUCUCCCUUUCCCAGGCUGAGACCCGUGCCGAGUUUGCUGAGCGGUCAGUAGCCAAGCUGGAGAAGACCAUUGAUGACUUGGAAGGUAGGUGUGGGCAGGAAGGUGGUGCAGUUGGAUAGGGAGAAUCCAGCUAAACGGGAGCUUCUUCCUUGAUAACGGCACAUAGCAUGCCGUGAUUUUAUUUCGCCACCCUGGUGACUGGUUGUUGCAGAUUCUUAACUCCCAUCAGCCCCUGCUGGUGCUGGUCAAGGGGAUGUUGGGAGUUGUAGGCCAGUGACAUCGUAUCAGCAGCAGGGUUAGCAACCCUCUGCCUUUAUUUCUCUCUCUUUUACCUUGACGUCAGGUCUGGUGUUUUGUACCUGUACACGCAGCUCUUGAUUAUUCUGGUCCUGUGUCUAGGAGCCCUAGAAACAGAAUACGUUUGUGUGUCAGUAGAAUACGUGACCUGUCUGUCUGUCUGUCUGUCUGUAGUGCAGUGUGGACUUUGAAAACUGCUUGGGGUGAGGCUAGGGGGAGUUAAGACCCCCUUCGACCCUGCUUUUUGUUUUGUUUGCCCUCCAGUGGUCUCUGCUUCUUGAAGGCCGGAGGGAGCCUAAGCCCAGCAUUCUCCAACCUUGGGCCCCCAAUAUGAUGUCGGACUACAACUCCCAUCAGCCCCAGCUGGCAUUGUCCCAGUGGUUGGGUGAUGGGAGAUGUAGUCCAAGCAACCUUAAGCCAUCAUUUACCUUUCCCCCUCUGCUCCCCCAUUUGUCCAUUCUGGCAACUUCAUUGUUUUUAAAGCCUUGUUCCCCACUCCAAGGUGGAUGCAUGAAAUUGACCUUAAGUGUCUCUUUCCUGGUACAUUUUGCACCUAGCUUGAGACAAGGCUUUUCCAAACUUACGGACUCGUUGACCCCCUUUGCCUGCUUCUAAAAGUGCCAUCGACUGUGACUCCAAAUCCUUAGGAAUGUAAAUGAAAGGAAGUCAAGGAACAUCAGUAUAAAAUCAUCACUUGUUAAUCAUCCAUCACCAUUACCAGGAAUCAUAAAAUGUAAAAAAAAAAGCAAGAAUCUUACUCGGUGCAAAGGUUCUUCAUUGGCAAAGGGAGUUGCACUCUGUACAUGCCCCUGGGCUCUUUAUUGCUGAGGCCCUUGGUCCUAUUUUGAAAAGCAGUCCUUUCUGAAUUGCCUUGAUUUUACAAUUGGGGGUAUCGCGGCUGAGCUGCGGCCUAAGUAACAUCUAGGCAGCCCUCCUUGCAGUAGAGCAGGCAUAGGCAAACUCUGGCCCUCCAGAUGUUUUGGGACUACAAUUCCCAUCAUCCCUGACCACUGGUCCUGCUAGCUAGGGAUGAUGGGAAUUGUAGUCCAAAACAUCUGGAGGGCCAGAGUUUGCCUAUGCCUGCAGUAGAGGUUAGCAGCUAGAAGCCCCUGGGGCCUUGUCUAGCCUUCCCCUCCCUGGUGGAGGAUUUGUCGACUACCGCCAACCCAGAAGCAAUGCACUUUGGACAGCAUUUAUUGGGGGUAGGGUGAGGGUUUGCCCCCCCCCCAUUCCACUCCUUGGAAGCCCACACAGAAAACCAGCUGUGUCUGAAAUGUCUCCUGGAAUUACCUGUAGCUGGAUCGCUUUUAAAAGAUGAGGCGAAAGUUAACUCGGCUCUGUGCUGAUAAGGGAAGUGGAAAUAUGUUUGUUCACCACAGGCCCGGCCCCAUCUAAGAGUACCUUUGCAACACCUGGAGAUCCAGAGGGUGUUCACCUGCCCACUCUCACUGUUUAAUCUGCUAGGAGUGAACAGGUGCGGCCGUGUUUCCAAGAGCUCUUUCCUGCCCAAGGGCGUCCUCCUUUAGACCUUGGGGAGAAACAAAGAGCCCUCCUUUAUUUCAAUUAUGCUCUCAAAAAAACCCAGUGGGUGUUCGUCAGGGAAAAGCAUGCAGGGAAAAACCUCCAUGGGUGAAAUUAAACCUGCGGGGGCCCUAUUUUGACCUGCAAGGCCAUUUCUCUCCGCCCCCCCCAGUCCUGCACACCAGAUGUCAAAUGCAUUUGCAGUUGUUCCUGUGGAAACAUUAUCCGCCUUUCGAAAGCAGUGGCAAAUGCAAGCUUUUCCCCAGGUUGCUUCCGAUCCCUGCUGCGAGCCCCGCUUUCGGCAGGGAAAGGGAUGCCAGAUUCUUCCUUUGCAGCCCUGGCUUUGCUAGAAAGGAAGGGAGGCUCGGACUUGCUUUUGUGCGCUCCCAAUUCUAAGACGCGACUGAAGGCGAUUGACCGGUUGGGUGACUCCACCUCCCUGCCAAACAUGGCCCACGGAGACUAGGCCAGUUCUGGAUCUGGCUGGCAGAGGGUGGUCCACUUUUCCAACUCUUUCUUAACAUUUGAAACAUCUUUUUUUUAAAAUAAAAAAAAGAAUAGGUUCUUAUGUGUUUUAAACUCCCAAACGUGGAAUUUACGGUUCGAAUGCAAAUGAGUGUGUUCAGGUUUUUUUAAUUUUACAAUGAUGUUUCGUGUGCUGUCCUGAAACAAAGUUUUCUGGGCAGCUUGUAAGUAUACGCAGUGAGGGGGGGAAAGUAUUUGAUCCCCUGCUAAAUUUGCCCGUUUGCCUUCUGACGAAGAAAUGACCAGUCCCUAAUUUUAAUGGUAGGUUUAUUGUAGCUGUGGGAGACAGAAUAACAGAAUAAAGUUAAUUUAGGGUAACUUUUAAGUUAACUUUUGUCUUCCGGGUUUCUGGGGUUUUUCCUGUUGUUAUUCUGUCACUCACAGCUACAAUAAACCUACCAUUAAAAUUAUGGACUGUUCAUUUCUUCGUCAGAGGGCAAACGGGCAAAUUUAGCAGGGGAUCAAAUACUUCCCCCCCCCCACUGUAUAAACAACCCAAGCACAACAUAAAUACAAAAUAAAAGAUGAGGGUGUUAAUUAGAAGGGAACUUGACUAGCCCCUGUCCCCUCUGCAGCCCUCUGUGAAUUCCCCCCAAGCCUCUAUGGAAGACGUGAGGGGUCUCCUGAAGGAUAUGGGGUGUGUGUGUGUCCCAGGGUGUGUGUAUUCAAGGACGGAAAGUCUUCCUUCCAUUAACUCGGGUUAAUUUAGCAAGCCAAGCCUGUAUCUCCAGCGGAAUUCCAAGAGUAUCCAUUUCUUCUCCCUUUCCAUUUCACAAAAUGUCUGUAAAAUCACUCCUCUGCCCAGAUUUGAAAUCUGAAUUGCAAGAUGUGGCUCAGGUAUAUUGCUUUGCCUUGUCGUUCUUGUCUAUCGUCCAGGGCGGACUUUGGUAAUAUGGUACCCCGAGUGAGGACAGAAUUUGGCACCUUGCCCCAUACAUUAUUUUCAAAUUUUCCAUUUUUAAAAAAUUAUUAUUUUGCACCCUCUCAACUCGGCAUCCUGUGCAGUGAAGCAGCUCCACCCUAAAUCCAGUACUGGUAUCAUAGAGUGUUUUUUUCCUCUUACUAUUUUUUUUUUUUAAAUGCUUUCACUUCUUUGUUCGUUGAGCUGUUUGUGAGCUCAUGGCCCCAAUGUAAAGAAACUGAUAUGCAGCUGGCACUCAAAGCCCAGGUCAAGACACAAUUGCAGUAGUUUGUGGUGUGACCCACAGGUCAUAAGAGUCAACUUUCGGAAAAGGCCAAAUAGCGACUCAGGAAACUCUUAGCAGUUGACUGGAUGUUUCAGUGUUGGUCCUUUCUUAAAAGCUCAGUAAGUGAUACUUUCCCAGUAUUUGUCGACUGCUCACUUAAGAUUAGCAAGCCGUCUCUGGCAGAGCUUAACUUCUGGGGAAUCUCAGCUCAUGGCACUACACCCUACAUAAUGCCAUAGGGCAGUGACCCCAAAAUGGGGCAACCGGGGCACAUUCUGCUGUGGCCCCUCUUCUGUGGCAUCACUUCUCCCCUUGCAAAAUAUGAGUAGCUGGGGAAACCCGGAUGGGUGGGGCAUAAAUUAUUAUUAUUAUUAUUAUUAACAACAACAACAAACCCACACAGCACAAAAUUGUUCCUGUUGUGCUGAAGGAUGCUCAGUCAAAGCAGCUGAUGACAGGCUGCCCAUAACUCUGGACCCUAUUAUGCUCUUGGAAUAGAGUAACUUCUCUGUAGAGAGAAACAGCCCUGCAACAGGCUGCAAACGGCCCUGAAAACGGCAGUCAGGGCCUUGAAACGCUUUUGCGGGGUUACCAUCUGAGGAAGUUUGUCAAAACAGGACCUUGCCCACAGCUUCCCCAUUCCUGACAUAAAGGCUUUUACAAAAACUUAUUUAUAAUUUUCAUUAUUACCAUUUCCAAAAUCACAUUCACUUUCAAAUACACAUUUCCACCGUUAAUAUCUUUCUUUUAAUAAAAACAUUCAGCGACUUCCCUUUCCCCCCUUCCCUGGUUCCUUUAAUAUUCCCACCAUUCCUGCAUAUUAUUAUGCAUCCAUUUAGAUCACUUUCUCCCCUUAUUCUUCCUUUAUUAUAUAUUAUACCGUUGCAUUUACCUUAAUGCUGCUAGCAUUUUCACUUUCUCUCACUUUCAGUCCGGUUACACUUCUAAAUAAAGAAGCAGCUCAUAUUAACAACCCUUAAUGGGUGUCUUCUCCCCCCAAAGAAAACCUCUAACAGGCAUUCACCAUCUUCAAAAGAUGCAUCUCCUACUAUUGUGUUCCUUUGUUUUAUUUAAAAUAUAUAUUUCUUGCUUCUUACCAUCUAGGUCUUACCAUUGUUUUUAGCAAGCACCGAAAAGAGUACAUUGCAGGCACUUGCACGAUAUCGAUAGGCAGGGAGUUCCAAAGUGUAGGUGCCACUAUGUUAAAAACAACAAUUUCUUACAGAUACAGAAUAGGUAUUAGGUGGCACCUGUAACAGUGCUAAUUCCGCAGAUCAAAGUGGUUGAGUGGACAUGCAUUGGGUGGGAAGCAAAGGUGUUUUCACAGAUCCCAAGCUGUUAAAUAGCAACACCUUGAACUUGGCCCAGUAGCAAAUUGGCACCCAGUACGGAUCUCUGAGCACAGCAGGUAUUAUAGGCUGUCAAGGCCUCCCAUCCCAUCAGCAGUCUUGCUGAAAGAUUCUGCACUAACUGCAGCUUCUGGAUCAAGCACCAUCCAUGCACACACACACACACACACACACACACUCGUACCUUGGAUCUCAAAUGCCUUGGCUCCCAAACAAAUUGAAACACCAAAGUGAUUGUUCUGUUUUUCGAACGUUCUUUUGGAAGCUGAACGCCCGGCGGGGCUUCCGAUUGGCUGCAGGAACUUCCUGCAGCCAAUCAGAAGCCACACUUUGGUUUCCGAACGUUUUGGAAGUCAAACGGACUUCCUGAACGGAUUCCGUUCGGCUCCCAAGAUACGACUGUAUAGCACAUUGCAGUAAUCCAAUCUUGAAGUAACCAGUGCAUAAGCUACUCUGGCUAGGUUUUCCUAGUGCAGGAACAGGUCCAUAGCUGUCAGAGGUUUCUCUGUGAUCGGUUUUUCCGUUCGCCUUGGCCGCCGUUGGGGAUCCAUUCUCUGCUAUGUGAAUAUCUGACCUCACUCUUUCCUCCUUCCCUCUGUAAACCCAUCACUGGCUCCUCCUCCUCCUCCUGACGGCCUGGACGACCUGCCUUCCCUCACUUCUCCUCAUCCCCCUUUUCUUUAAAUAGACGAGCUGUAUGCCCAGAAACUGAAGUACAAAGCCAUUAGCGAGGAACUGGACCACGCCCUCAAUGACAUGACUUCCAUGUAAAUACCGGCGCUUGGGCCUGUCGGGUGCGCGGGGUGGGGGCUUGUGUGUUCGCCUCCGCUUCAGCGUGCCUUGUGUGCUGUGGCAAGCGCGGUACUAAUGCUGCUCCAGCGGUUGGGUUAGGCUGUUCAGAUGUCGCUGGACUCGCGACUCCUGCCGCCGCCGACCACUGUGCAUGCUGGCCGGGGCUGGCGGGUGUUGCGAGUCCGGCCAACAUCUGACGUGGUCCUACAGCUUCUCCACUCCCCGCUUCACGCCUCUGUAAGUGCAUUUAUUAUUAUGUGAUCCCUGAUUGGCUGGGACAUGUGUGCAGGACAGGAGGCCAGGGACCUUGGCUCUCCAGGAGUUGCUGAAUGACAGCUCCCAUCAUCCCUCGCCACUGGCCAUGCUUUUUGGGGCUGAUGGGAGUUGGGGGACCAGCCGGUAUCUGUAGGGCCACAAGCUUCCCCAUGCCUGGCCCUAAAGUUGCAGCAGGCGAUCCCUAGCUAGACAGUCCAGCGGGCUGACUUCGUAUAAAGCAGUAUGCGUGAUUUGCAAAUUUGGUAAAUUUCAGCAAGGAUAACUCCCCUCCCAUGGUGAAAGCAAUCCCUCCCGUGUGUGUUUUUGGCACAGUGUGCCUAGCCAGCAUGGUGGCUCACAGAUAAUUUUUUAUUCCAGCGCCCGUCGUCAGGGUCAGCGAGGAGUUAGGAAUCCACCAAAUCUGGAAGGCCACAGGUUCACCAGCUGCUACGGAGCUGCUCAUUCGAACCCUCACUUUCAUUUGCAGUCGACAGACCCUUUAAACGAUUAAUAGCAAUUUUAUAACAAUGGACAACAGCCUUUAAAAAUGCAUGUUGCUGUGACUGAAAAACACAGGUUUUAAUGCUAGAGGUUUUCAUCAAUUGAUUAUAAGUGAUCUGAAACAGAUACCCAUAUUUACAAACUUCGCCACUUUCUCUGCAGCUAACAUUGGAGUCCUGGAGCAAAGUGAAACUCAGAACAGUGGCCAGGGAUGGACUGUGUAAUAGGAUAUAUUAGGUCUUUCCAGCCCCUUGAUAGAAACUACAGUGAAAAAGCACAUGCAAGGAUAGACUCCACAAAGGCAGCAUCCCUUCUCAUUGGGGUUUUGUUGUAUCUGCCUUCCAGUAAAUUGGACCGGAGAACAUUAAGCCCUACCAAAGUGAACCACUCCACCCCUCUCCCUCCCCCUUCCUCGAUCUGCCUUUUGGUAGAAUCAGGGUGGACCCUGUUUCCUGCACCCACGAAGGGCAAGGCCUUUCAAUUCCUCUUUCCAGGUAACUACAGCUGGCUGCCCCGGAAGAAGGGUUCCACACCCUGGUCCCCUUUGGGAGGAAAGGAGGGACAGUUUGCUCUAAUAAAUAAAAAAUAUUGAGACUUGGGUGGAUGAAUUAACACCCCCCACCCCCCCACGGCCCCCCCCAUUUUUUGCAUUGGGUUGGGGAGGCGUUGCAAGGAGCAUUUGUGUGUGGCUACCUUGCUUCACGGACAGCAUGAACCUUUGCCCUUCCCACUUCCAUCUUCCUGAUACCUCUUUGCAUCCUGGGUGGGGGGGUGUUCAGGGGGUUGUAUCAGGUCAGAGGCGCGGCGCGUAUUAACCAGAAGUUGCUUGGCAACGGCUGGGCGUGUGUUUGCAGGGCAAACCGCUUGCAUCUUUCUUCCCUUUUUAAAAAACGAAAGUUUGGUUUGAUAUAACCGGCUGCUUUUUGGCCUCUUGUGUGUGUGUGGGCUUGGUUUGCGGAUUUGACGGGACGCUCCCUGUCCUUUCCUUUCCCCUAACGACGGAAUGCGUUCCUCAAGUGUGCCGUACCCUCUCCCUUGUUCUCUUUCCAUGCACCAUGUUGCAACGGCCUUCUUUCCUUCCUUCCUUUCUCUCUCGCCUACAGAUAAAAUCUGUGAUUCCAAAGCUCCACUUAGUGGCUUCUUCCCGCAGCUUCUUCUCUUUUUUCCCUUCCGGAUUUCUUUUUUGGUCUCGUUUCCUCUCCCUCCGUUUGCUCCUGUCGGCUGAUCUUUCCCCCCCUGCGACGUCGCCUCAUCCUACACUGGCACCUUGGGGCAUCCGUGGGAACAAGCCUCUUCCCUACGCUGGGAUGUGCGUGACCUCACGAGCUGUCAGACUGCUGCCUGUCCCCCUCCCCGGCUGGGCCACUCCGCUGCACCCUUGGUCUGGAAAACAAAGCAGCCUUUGUGACGCCCGACGUGCCGGACUCUGCCCGGGCGUGGGGGAGCCGGGGGCGGGGUCCGGGAUUCUUGGCCGCAGAGCUAAUCGGAGCCUGGCUGGCUUGCAAGCAAGCGGGGUGACACUUCUGGGGUGUGUGUGUGUUUGUGUACUCCUGGAGACCGUGCUGCUGUAGCGACUGUCACACUGCUGGCUUUUACGAAACAGAUUUGUGUAACCGUCGGCGGAAUGUAAUAUAGACAUGAUGCACUAGAUGCUGGGCUGGGUCUGAUUUCUGCACCACCUUUCCACGAAACAGAAAAAGUCCUGUGGCUGUUGCACUGGGAAUGGUUACUCUGGGUUCGCUAAACACAUUUUGCAAAGGGUGUGACACACACUCACACGAGAACCGCUGCAUGAGGCUUGGCAUUGUCCACACAGCGACACCCUCGACACCAUUUUAUAUUUGGGGAGUUGGGGGGGAAACGAUCUUGGGCGGGGAUGAAAGGAUCGUAAAACUGCAAGCCAAAUGGUUUAAGCCCUUUUCUCUCUCCCCGCUUCAUAAGCUGAGCAGUCAGCGUGGGUCCCCGCAAUAGGAAAUGUUUCACACAGUGCAAAGCAAAACUGGUAAUUCGCCGCUGUGAGGAUGUGAUGUCGGUGGCGUCUUACUACACAAUUCACCUUUUCUUAAAUGGACAUUGGAGAAACCUCUCUGGGUCAGUCUAAAGGCCCACAUAGUCCAGGAUCCUGUUCUUGCAGUGGCCAGAUACUUUUUAAACCAUUAAAAAUAAAAAUCUUCAGGCAAUGCAACCAAUAUAUGAGCAUAAGUACAGCUCUGCUGGAUCAGGUCAAGGGCCCAUGUAGUCUAGCAUCCUGUUCUCUCAGUAUUCCUCUGGGAAGCUCACAAGUAGCCUUAUCCCCCACGAAUUUGCCUAAUCCCCUUUUAAAGGCAUCCGAGAUGCUGGCCAUCACCCCUUCUUGUGGGAGCGAAUUCCAGAGUUGUAACUACCGUGCAGAGAAGUCCUUUCAUUUUGUCUGUAUUAGGUCUGCGUGUUCAGAGGUUGCAUACCUCUGACUCCCAGUUGCCAGGGGACAUCCAGUGCCUGGCUUCCAGGCUUCCUGGAGACCCAGGGCAGACAAGCUGCUGUUCCCCCCAAGUGGGGCUGCCAUAUAAGAUGCACCUCUGGUCCGAUCCAACAGGGCGCAACUAUCUCCAAGUCAUGUUGUCAUGACAUUCUCAUCAGGACCGCAGCUGCUAAAUGCUGAAACAAACCCAUGUUUGUGCUGCAGCAGGUGUGCCUCUUGGGAAAGGAUGCAGCUCAGUCCCAGAGCCCCUGCUUUGCAUGCUGAAGGUCCCAGGUUCGAUCCCCGGUGUCUCUGGAAAGGGCUGGCUGCUCCUCAGAAGCACACUGCUCUUCUGGCUCAGUUUCACUCGCUCCACCUCUUCCACAACCCCUGCCCACCUUAAGACAUGCCCAUGUUUUACUGGAUGCCAGGAUUGGACAACCGCCAUCCUGUCCUUUCUGAACCCCAACCCCACCUGCCCCACUGCAUCUAGGAGCAGCCAAAGGAAUUGAGAUUCUGGUGCAUUUUGAACGAGGCAGGCAGCAUCAAGGGAUCUGGUCCAAGGGGAAGAUGGGGCAUAGCUGUCAACCUUCCCUUUUUUUGCGGGAAAUUCCCUUAUUCCAGCGCCGUUUCCUGCUGCUAUCCCGGAUUGUUAGAUACCCCAUAGACUGUCCCCGGGACAGGUGAGGCUGCUGAUCCCUUAUUUUCGAGGCUGCUGAUCCCUUAUUUUCAAAUCUGAAAGUUGACAGCUAUGAGAUGGGGACAUCAGGCCUGUCACCCGCAUGGGAACAGGAAGUGCGGGGGCUGCUUUGAAACACUCUAGCUCUAUGAUUAGAACCAACUCUACUUUUGCCACAGCUUCCCAGGCGCCACUUCGCUCACAGAUCCAGCCCUUCAGUGCUGCUCUUCUUUCCUCCUUCCUCCUGUGGGUGCUUUUUUUUUUUUAAGGGUUUCAUUUGCGUGGGGCUGUUUAGCAUACCCAAAAGCUGCUUGGUCAUGAUGCCACUCAGCUUGCCAGAUCCCAUCUUCAGACGUGUUAUCUCAGGCCGCCCAGCUGUUUCCCCGUCUUCCUGGCCAUGGAGCUUGCAUCUGGAAAGGGAGUGGGUGGCCCCCAAAGGACUGGGGCUCUGGCUGAGCCUCAGCGGCUCUGACCUCUUGCGCAGAAAGCAUUGCAGGUUUAAUUCCCUGGCACGUCCUUGUUAACAAUCUCUGUGCCUGAGAACAUGGGGGAGCUGCUGCCAGGCAGAGUUCUGGGCUAGAUGGGCAGGUGGUGCACCCGCCCAGUGUGAGGCAGCCUCCAAGGAACAUAAGAGCCCCGCUGGAUCAGGCCAGAGACUCCUCUAGUCCAGUAUCCUGUUCUGAUAGGGGCCGACCAGGUGCCUGCAAGCAAGAUUUGAGCACAAGAACCCUCUUCCCAACCCGCUGUUUGCAACAGCUGGAAUCCAGAAGCCUCCAAAAACUACCAGUGACUCUCUAGGGCAGGUGGUCCACGACCUUUUUGGACCAGAGGGCACAUUUGGAAAUGUAGGAACAACAAAACAACCCAUUUCACAGAAUGAAAAACGGGCAGGGCUCAGAAUGCCGACCCCUCUGAGCAUGCAAAGCACUAGACACCCAAAACAAAUAAAACUGGUAAACAAAGACCCACACACACACUUAUUUUUUUUAAAAAUAAAUAAGUAGCGAGGGGCAGGGGGCCUUGCUGAGCACUGGGGGCGGGUACCAUUGUGGGAUCUCCAGCUUCUAGGGUUUCUGUGCUCUUGCUGCAGGUGUCGUGGCUUCAACCCACACAAAAGCCGCUUUCCAUGCACAGCCGGGGUCUGUAUAAAGUUGGAGCUGUGCUCAGCUAGUCUGUUUACCUGUUUGGAGGGCAUUCUGCCCGCUACAGGUAGAAAAAGCAUCCUUCCAUAUGGCUUCCCCCUGCCGCUGGCACAGGAUAGGUUGCUGUGUGGUCCUCGUAAGGCGGUGCAAGGGAGGAGGUUGUGGCUGCAGCCGAGAGCCCAUUUUUGCCUAUCCUUUGGGAGCAGGGCCGUAGCUGAGUGACGCAGCUUGCAUGCAGAAGGUAACUGGUUUAAUCCCAAGGUAAAAGAGGCAGCGGGGCUGAGAGAUGCCUUUGAUGGAGACCUGUCACGACUGCUUGCAGACAAGGACGCCUGUGCAGCCAGUGGCCACCCAUCGGAUGUUGUUUGCCGUCAUCCCUGACCAUUGGCCAUGCUUCGAGAGCAAGAACAUGGUUGAACUACAACUCUCAUCAUCCCUGACCAUUGGCUAUGCUGGCUGGGGGCUGGUGGGAGUCCAGCAACUUCUAGGCGGCCACCAAUUCCCACCCCCCCUUUCUGUGUACGCAAUACUUAGCUAGGUGGAGUUCUGGUCCGGCUCUGAAAGGCAGCGCCGUAUCUGCCAUGCUGCCGUAUGUCUUGCGCUCAUUCCCCCUUGGCCUGUGAGUGCUUUGCCAGCAGCCUUCCUCUCUCACCGCCCUUCUGCUCCACCCGAUACCCCCACGUUCACCAACAUUGCUCCGAGAUGGGACAACGCACCAUAGGCAUCCCUCUUUAAAACAGAAGCAGGAAACUUCCAUUUUUUCCCCUUAAAGUAGUGUGAGAUGGGGAGCCGUUCCUGCUCCUUUGCAGCAUGCACUGACUAAAUUAUGAUCCUGGGAGCCGAUCCCACUCUCAUUUCUUAGGCUGUUCUAAAACAUGAAGCCUCUUCUUGAUUUAUUUCUCUUAUUCUCUCCCCCCACCCUCAGCCAGCGUUGUUCUGGCAAACCUCUCCCUGACCCCCUUGUUUUAAUUUUGCUUGAAACCAGCUGGGUUGGCAUGGCAUUAACUGAGGCGGGGGACGUGCCCCAUCUUUUGGUACUCAACUAACCUUCCUUUUUCUUUUCUUUUUUGUCCUCUCUCUUCUCUUUCUCUUCUCUCUCUCUCCCUCUCUCAUUUUGGUUUUCCUUCUCCUAAUCUCCUCCUCCUUCCUCUUGCCUCUGCACAGAGCGUCUAUACAGCCAGCUUGAGAAAAACCGGCUGCUGGCUAAUGAGCUGAAGUUAACCCUGCAUGAUCUGUGUGACUGAGAAGGGGGUCUCUCCUCUGAUCCUGUUUAAAGCCAGCUUUAUUUGGCGAGGCGCUGGGGGGGGAGCCUGCCGGACGCAGACUUGAAACCGGAGCGCACACUCUCCCCCCCUUCCUUUUUUUUCUUUUUAAAGACUUAGGACACUUAUUGCAGUUUAAUUGGAGCACUUGAUGCUUAGCCUUCCUAAUGUACUUAUUUUUCUAAGCUUUUGUUUUUCUACAAAAGCUGGGUGUUACUCACCGCCUGCUUUCUUGGCGCAGUAGCUUGCUAGCACAGGCCUGGUGGAGUGUUCAUCAGCCUUGGGUGUCCCCAAAGCUUGUUUUGGACUACAAAACCCAUCAUCCACAGCCAGCUUAGCCCAUGGCGGAGGUUGAUGGGCCUUGUAGUCCAGCCACAUGCGGGAACCCAAGGUUGAGAGUAGUAGCUUCUUCCUGUAGAUGCAGGCUGGGGAAUCUGCAGCCCUCUUGGACUCCAAGCUUCUCGCUCCCAAGACAUCCCAGAUCGUUGAUUGAAGCUGGUGUGAAUUGGGGGUGCUCCACAUCACCUGGAGGCCCACAGCUUCCCCAGCCCUGCUGUAGAAGACUAGCAUAGCAGUGGGGCGUUUUCUUGGCGUGGGGCGGCUCUAGAUUUCCCUCCCCACCAGGCAAUGCCCCUGUAGCUACUUCUGUUGACGCCCCUUUCUAUGACGCGGGUCUUCUGUAGCUCGACGUUCUUUCCUCCUUCUCUCCCUGCUCCCUUUUAGACCCCUCUUGCAUGGAUUGGCUGACUUGGUUAUUUCCAAAAAGUUAUCAUUUUCUUGUACCAAUAAAACCACUGGCCCACUUGGUUUCGUGCCUGGCGUGUACUUUCCCUGCCUGUGCUGUUUCUUUUGUUGGAUAAAUGUUGCUGUCUGGCAGGUAUUUUUUUAAAAAGGGGUGUGUGUGUGUGUGUGUGUUUGUGUGUGUGUAUGUACGUACGUUUUGUUCCACGGAGGAGAUUGGGUAGGUAUCAACCUCUGGAGCGACGCCUGGACAGAAGGGGGCACCCUGUCGCUACGGGAACAGUGACCAGAAUGGUGUAACCGCGCCGGAAGCGAUUGGGACCCUGUUCCACCGUUCAGGGGGAACCCUUUGAUGCUUGGUCAAACGGGACACCUGCCUCUGCCAUCUCGGGACUCAAGCAGCCAGCCUCAAAAGGCAAUCGCCUACUUCAUUUAUUCUUUUGGCUCUUCCCAACCCACCGUUCUGAAGCUUGGGAAUGCAUGGCAGCUGCCCACUCUCCUUCCAAAACUGCCAGAAGAGCAGAACUAAACUUGACUCAUCUCAGAAUGGCACACUUUCAUGUACGGGUUGCACUGUGGCGAUAGGUCUGCCUUCUGCCCGUUGUUCGGUUUUUCGAGAUGCCGCGCCCGCCAUUGCCACUCUGCUUGCCGGCGUCUCGAUCCCGCUGCCCCUACGCAAAAGGGGUCGUGGCUUCCUUGCAGACGGGGCGGUAUCUAGGGAAGCAUUCACGUUCCUCCUCGAAAUGGCCGCGGGGGAGCUUUCAAAAAGUCACGAGGCUCCACAGUGUCACCUCCGCAUGUCGUCCAUGGCUGCGUCUGUUGUUUUUUUCCAAAAGGUCUUUUUUAGCUUUGCAGCCCAAGGCAUGGCAAACGAGGCAAUUGCUUGAGCUUGGUUGGAAUUUCAUAUGUAUGUCUCUGUGUGUGAGUGAAUACUCAUUUUCCCGUCAAGUAAAAAAAAAGCCCACGUUAUGAUCAGGAUUCUAAAGUUGCACAGGUACGGAAAAAGCCACAGGGCGGAGCACUGGGUUCACCGUCCGAUUUUGGGAGCGUCUUGGCUUUAAUAAUAAUAAUAAUAUAAAUAAAUAAACCCCAAAGCUGCUCAUCCUUAGCUCAGCACUACCAAGAUGCAUUUGAAAGUUUGGUGCUGUAAAUCUCAGGAGGGGCUGGCACGCAGGACGACACUCUGCAUGUUCAUUUGGGAGAUAGCCCCACCACUCUGCUUACACCCUGGGUGAGCGAGGUUCAGUUUACACCUCCAGUCCCUGUGCUGUCCCCCCACAGCCAGAGGCAGGAAGCCCCCGAAUGCUGUUUACUUGGAACUGCAGGUGGUGGAAAUGUGGUUGAACUAGAGUCCUGCUUGUGGUCCUCCCGGAAGAUGCAUCUGGUUGGCCACUGUGAGAAGAGGGUGAUGGGCUAGAAAUGCCUUUGGCCUGAUCCAGCGGAGCUGUUCUUACAAGUAGCAGUCGUGGGGAGGUAGGGGGGUCCCUUGCCUUCAUGCCCAGCCUCUGCGGGCUUCCUGGAGGAAUCUGAUUGGCUGCUGUAAGAACAAGAUGUUGGACUCCUUGCGUUCCUAACAUUUAAGCAGCAAGGCUUUGGCAUACCCUGUUCUCCCUUCCCUGCUGUUAACUCAGUCUGGAUCAAAAGGGGUCACAAAAACGAGCAGCUAAGCCGCGGGUGGCGCUAAGGGUUAAACCACAGAGCGUAGGACUUGCCGAUCAGAAGGUCGGCAGUUUGAAUCCCUGCGACAGGGUGAGCUCCCGUUGCUCGGUCCCUGCUCCUGCCAACCUAGCAGUUCGAAAGCACGUCAAAGUGCAAGUAGAUAAAUAGGUACCGCUCCGGCGGGAAGGUAAAUGGUGUUUCCGUGUGCUGCUCUGGUUCGCCAGAAGCGGCUUAGUCAUGCUGGCCACAUGUACGCCGGCUCCCUCGGCCAAUAAAGCGAGAUGAGCGCCGCAACCUCAGAGUCGGUCACAAUUGGACCUAAUGGUCUGGGGCCCCUUUACCUUUAAGCCAAAGUUUGGGUGGGGUGGGUGUGUCAAACUGGCUGCAUUUUUUCCGGCUCGGGGCACACAACAGCUCUGAAAAUCCGCAGGCCCGGCUGGAUGACAACCAAGCACCUCUGCAUGUGGAUGGCGAAAGCAUAAAAUGGAAGCAUGAGUGUGGAUGGGGUGGGGAGACCUAGCGUUCCGGCUUGGUUGGGGGGCAAACAGAAUCAAAAGCUUUCGCGUGGCUGCGUUUGCUGUGAAGGGCACUGCGUUGCUGGGGGGGAAAUGCACCUUUCUGGGAGGGCGCGAGCUCCCUCUAGGCGCUCCCUCCUGACCCGGCCGCUCACGGUCUCUGCUCUUCCUUUCCAGAUAAGCUGAAAUGCACCAAAGAAGAGCACCUUUGCACGCAACGGAUGUUGGACCAGACUCUGCUUGACCUGAACGACAUGUAAAAGACCCUGCCCGCCCGCCCAUCGGCCUCACCCUGGCUCCCCCACCCACCUACCCCACUGCCUUUUUGUAGCCAAUCCAGCGGGCAGCUUCCUGCUGGGGCCGGCUCUUGUCUUAAAAAAAAGAACGAAAAGUUGACCUCUAACCCUUGAAGGGUCAAAGGUUAACCUUCCCGCUCUCAUUGCCAACUUAACCAAAAGCCUCUGCCAAUCCACCUCCCCUCUAUCUUCCCUCCAGUCCCUCUGCACCCCCCUAAACGAUUAUGGGGCCAUCAGACUGGGCAGUUGCCAGCAGCAUCACGAAACGAAAACCCGGCACGCAACGCAAUAUUCGGGUGUCUGUGUGUCUGAAACGUACAUUCCUUUGCAGUCGUCGGGGGAGAGGGCAAUUAUUUUGGAGCAGGGAAGUAAAAACGCCCCUUGCGAGGAACAGCGUUUGUAAUUCCUAGGGCUCACAAGCUUGUGGGCUUUUAGAGGUUUGCGGUUUCACCUCCUUGACCUGCUUUUUUUUUCUUGCUGGGUUUUUUGGGGGGGGCAGGGUUUGGUUGGAAUGGGACACGUCUGCAGCCUGUGGAAAGGUUGCAAAUGUCCCGCCUGAGCCAGAUAAAUGGAAAAAGCCUCAUGAAAUUUAUUGAGGGGGACGGAAACGUGGCCUCUGUACAAAGAAAUCCCUCUUAAAAAUUUUUUUUAUGGGGGUGGGGGAGUACCUAGAACUUCUUUGCUUCUGGCAGAGGUGACCGUGUAUGUGUGUGUGUGUGUGUGUGUUUUGCCAAAAUGGUGCAGUCUUAACACACUCUCUUGUGCUUUAUAGCUAUUUCUAGUUUGGGGAACACAUAUAUAUCAAAAUAUAUCAGGUUUCACGAUCCAUUUCGCUCUCUAAACACGCACCUAACUCUUUUCCUCGAGCACCUUGGCCUUCUCCCCUCCUUCAAGCUUCUUACACCUGUUUACUAAGAGCAGGCUGCUCCCCAGUCUCCUGUAACCAAGAAAUCUCUCUUCCCCAGCUAGGCUUAGCUUGCUCUGUGCUUUUUUGAGUAAAAGCUUUUGUAGCUUCUGUGUAUGGGUGUGUGAGCAUGAGGAGAGGAGCUCUCUCUUUAUCCUAGUGCUCUUCCGGACGCAAGGGGUUGGUUCCCUCCCCUUCUUGAGCCGCAGGAUCUUACUGUACUGUCUUAAAACAAAAAAAAAAACUGGAUACCAGCCGCCACAAGGCCCUUUGCUGUUUGGAGACUUGAUUUAUCAAGGGGUGUGGGGUUUAUUUUUGCCUUUGUGUAAAAAAAAGGAGGGUGUUGCCUUGAAGCAGAGAGGAACAAGUGUUCAUGGUGUGGCGGUCUUUUUCUUUUUUUUUUUUAGCGGCCAGUGUGGAAAAAAUGAGGAACCAUAUCAAGUAUUUUGAUACUAAAAAACCUUGUCUUUUAUUGUCUGAUUUUUUGGGGAAAUAAUAAACAGAAGCAUUCCCUUCACUGUUGCAAUUUUCUUCUUGUAUUUCACAAGGGCCUUGUUAAUUGUUGAUAUUAAUGCGAGGAGUAAUUACCAGGAGGGGGGAGGAGAUGGCUUUACAGGUACAGUGGUACCUUGAUUCUCAAACUUAAUCCGUUCUGGAAGUCUGUUCCAAAACCACGACACACUUUCCCAUAGAAAGUAAUGCAAAAGGGAUUAAUCCGUUCCAGACUUUUAAAAACAACCCCUAAAACAGAAAUUUAACAUGAAUUUUACUACCUCUACAGUUGUUAGGGGACGUGGGUGGCGCUGUGGGUUAAACCACAGAGCCUAGAACUUGCCGAUCAGAAGUUCGGCAGUUCGAAUCCCUGCGACGGGAUGAGCUCCUAUUGCUCAGUCCCAGCUCCUGCCAACCUAGCAAUUUGAAAGCACGCAGUGCGAGUAGAUAAAUAGGUACCGCUCUGGCGGGAAGGUAAAUGGCAUUUCCGUGCACUGCUGUGGUUCGCCAGAAGCGGCUUAGUCAUGCUGGCCACAUGCAUGCCGGCUCCAUCGGCCAGUGAAGCGAGAUGAGCGCUGCAACCCCAGAGUCGUCCGCAACUGGACCUAACGGUCAGGGGUCCCUUUACCUUACAGUUGUUCUUAAUGGUUUUCUUGCCUUUGCUGCUUUUAUCCAUUUAAGCAAUCACACAAUCAAUCAAUCAGUAGCUGAACUGGGUUCCACACAGUCACAAAAACAAGUCACAAGCCACAGUCACGAAAAUGAAAAAGCCACACGAGCACAAAUGC
Messenger RNA from Podarcis lilfordi (Lilford's wall lizard), 71368 nucleotides. The record is from the annotation of a GenBank genome assembly. Lineage: Eukaryota; Metazoa; Chordata; Lepidosauria; Squamata; Lacertidae.